This is a messenger RNA of Pelobates cultripes (western spadefoot toad), 55898 nucleotides long. NCBI's taxonomy places the organism in Eukaryota, Metazoa, Chordata, Amphibia, Anura, Pelobatidae. The record is from the annotation of a GenBank genome assembly.
AUGUUCCAAAACCUAGCUCUUACUACCAGCCUGACAGCAACCAAGCUUCACAAGAUGGUGGAGAGGCCUCCUCCGACAGAGCAGUACCUGACUAUUGAGCCGUGGUGAUACACACGAAUCCACUAAGCAUUCCCAGCUGAAGGCAAUCUUUCAGGGCAUUGAGGCCCAGCUAGAAAAGAGAUAGAUGAGUCCCUCGCUGCUGCCUCAGGAAAAAAUCAGACUAGGCGAACCUCGAUGCACGCUGACAAGUUUCUUCUCAUCUCCCAGUAUGUUUAACUAGGCUGAGGGCCAACCAUGGCUUGACCCAACUCCACCACUUGCAACGGCAGACAACUGCCAAAAGCAAGCAGUAUCACAAUAACUGGUCUCUAAGUAGUCUUCUGAGUGAGGGGGUCUUGGAGAUUAUGGAUUCUUGGGACUGUGGUAUGAAGAAGCUGGCCUAUGACCAUGUUGUGGCAGAUUGGAUAACCUGCCCCAACAAUAUUACUCAGACCCUUCCCAAUUUCUGCUUUGUAGAGCGAGGGAAUUGGCUGAUGCGCAAGCCUUUACUACAUGUUGGCCUACCGCUAGAUAUAUCCAGCAGCCAUUUUUUAAUCUUGAAUCCUUUUUAAAUGACAUCAAGAAUCUCCCAUGGCACAGAUUAAACAUUAUCCCAGAUCUAGACUGUGCUGUUGAAUACUUUCAGUCUGAACUCCUACAAAUUUGGAAUUUGCAUGCCCCGCUGCGUAAGGUGAGGGUAAAAGGAGCGCAUAUGAACUGGAUCACAGCUGACCUCAUCCAAAUGUACCAGUUUCGGGAUUCUUUGUGGUCAAAAUUUAAGCGUACUGGCUCUAUGAAUGAUCACGGUGCAUAUAGACAAUGGCGAAAUAUAUGCACAAAACAGACAAAACUGGCCAAGGCCCAAUAUUUCUAUGAAAAUCUGAACAGUAACAUCUCAAACCCUAGAAACUUUUGGAAAGUCAUAAAUAAACUACAAACUCCCCCAAUCCACUCCCAACCCUCCACUGUCAAAGUGGGUAACCAAACCCUGCAACUUCCCUUAGAUGUAGCAAAUGCCUUUAACAAUUAUUUUGUCGGAUGCUCUACUGCCCUGAUUGCCAAGCUAAUAAAUGACACGCAUCCUGAAACUACAAAUGUGGAUCAGGCCCCACUAAAUUUGCAAAGGCCCAAUAUAGAUAAGUUUAAUUUUAGACCUGUACCUGUUAGUGUCAUUAAAAAACAUCUUAAUAAUCUAAAAAUGAAAAACCAGUCCGGACCUGAUCAAAUCCCAGCAAUGCUGUUGAAGCUCAGUGCGCCGGCAAUUGCUAAACCCGUCUCAACUCUAAUUAACGAAUCAUUGGUGUCUGGAUACAUACCCAAACUUUGGAAGACUGCGAGAGUAGUGCCUAUCCAUAAAAGUGGUGACACUACUUUGGUUUCUAACUAUCGCCCAAUAUCAUUGCUCCCUGUAUUGUCAAAAAUCUUAGAAAAAUGUGUCCAUACGCAACUUUGUGAGUACUACCAACAAUUAAACUAUCUGACCCCUGAUCAAUCGGGCUUUCGCCAGAAUCACUCCACUACAACUGCCCUCCUAAAAGUUUGCAAUGACAUCCAAACUGGCAUGGAACAAGGAGCCCUAACUGGAGCUAUUUUCCUUGAUUUUGCUAAGGCCUUUGACACAGUAGACCACGACAUUCUACUGCACAAACUCGAAAACUCAGGUAUUGGUGAUCAUUCUUUAAACUGGUUUCGAUCGUAUGUAUCGGAUCGCUCGCAAUAUGUGUCCAUUUCUGACAGUGACUCCCUCCCUCUCCCAGUCACGUGUGGUGUUCCCCAGGGUUCCAUUCUCGGCCCCCUACUAUUUACAUUAUUUAUAAAUGAUCUGCCUAAUGUCUGCCAAUCCUCAAAUGUACACAUGUACGCAGAUGACACGGUAAUCUAUGCGAGCAAAUCCAAUCUACCUCAACUUGAGGCUUUGCUCCAAGACCAGUUUACAGAGGUAGAAAAGUGGAUCGCAAAAAACAAACUCUUCCUGAACACUGACAAAACUGUCACAAUGAUCUUUGGAACGGUACCUAAAUUACACAAAUUACACAAUCCCCACCUAUCCAUCAAAACAAAUUCAAAUGGCACACUGACCGCGGUCCACUCUUUCAAAUACUUGGGUAUGAUAUUAGACCCCAAUCUAUCUUUUAGCCUGCACAUAGAAAAGCUUGCAUCUAAACUUUAUCCAAAAUUAGGUGCCCUGUACAGAAACAAAGCCUGCCUAAGCCCUACAGUAAAGGAAAAGAUUGUACAGCAAAUGCUGAUGCCAAUCAUUGAUUAUGGGGAUGUAGUAUAUGCGUCUGCAUCGCAAUCCCACAUUAAUAAACUCAACACAUUGUAUAACUCGUUCUGCAGAUUUGUGCUACAAUGUAAUUACAGGACCCAUCAUUGUGACAUGCUAAAGGAACUAAACUGGCUGUCGCUGGAAUCCAGACGCACCCUUCAUCUUUCCAGCCUUGUUUUUAAGAGCUUUUCUGGGAAACUCACACCCUACCUGAACAAAAUGCUUUCUCCAGCUGUUCCCACUUUCUAUAACCUCCGAUCCAGUACAAGCACUUUACUUAGUCUACCUCAAUACAAAAAGAAAGCGGCCCGAUCCUCCUUCUCCUACAGAGCGCCGCAAUUGUGGAACGACCUCCCGCACAAUUUAAAAUCUUCCCUAAGCCUAAAGUCUUUUAAGAGAUCCCUCUCUACAUACCUCAAAACAGAAUGCACGUGUCAUGGUUGAUUAUAUAUUUCCUGCCUGUUCUAUGUUAAAUUUUGUAUAUAUUGUGUAUUAAUAUUGUUUUUGUAUUUUGUUGUACCUAAUGUAACAAUGCAAUGAUUUGUGGACCCAGGACAUACUUGAAAACGAGAGAAAUCUCAAUGUAUCUUUCCUGGUAAAAUAUUUUAUAAAUAAAAUAAUAAAAUAAAAUAAAAUAAUUUUGUUUAUUUUGACCAGUUUUCUGUUUUUUUUUUAUUUCCUUUUUACUCAUGGAGCGAUGUUAUUGAUAUAAUGUUUAUAAUAUAAUAUAAUAUAAUGUACCAGUAGUACUCUUGAUGCCUGACUAGCUUGUUUAAUGAAUACCAUAUUUUUUUAUCCUGGCAUAGUCCGCAUUAAUCUUGUCUGUCUGAUGCUUCCUUAAUUAAUAUAAAAUGGCGCAACAUUUGCAUCUUGUUAUAUGCCCCUCUGACUGACAUUAGUCUAUUUUCUCAUGUCAUUGUACCAUCUCAACAUUAGUUUGUAUUUUCCUGCACUGCAAAAAUAAAAAUUAAAAAAACAAAACAAAAUUAAAAACGCAAGAAAUAUACGGAAUUACUCACUUCUGAGUUUUCUCUCAUUUGUAACAACUGUGAAGUCUCUACAGAAAGCAGAAAUGUCUUUGAAUUCCCAUUAAUUAAAUUAAUUCCUUUGUUUUCCCAUUGCAAUUUAGCAGUUACAAGUAAUUUUGUUAGUUGAAAAAUGUGAAUUAUACCAGUUGGGAAGUUAAUAAAGAUUUUUAGUGCAGGUACUCUGGAUUUCAGAAUGUGUGUCUGGUGGGCAAGUCUUUUAUGUGUGUGGAGAAGUGUUGUGGGUGUAUAAGGGAGUUUGAGUGUGGCUUAGUGUUUUUAGUGACUUGUUUUCCCUUCCUUCUGCUUCCCUGAUGGUCUGCAUCCCUGGUGGGGGAGAUUUGUGGCUUGCACAAUAUCAAGUGUAGAUCACUUUAAGAACUCCCUUUUGGAGCUCCCUCUCUGUCAGUGACUCAGUGUGCUGGCUGUGGCACUCGGAUGGUGUGCACAGGGCCAAGCAGGGAGAUUUUUUUUUGAUCUCCCUGCUAGAUCAAGGAUGUCUUCCUCACAGCCAGAGCCAACGCUUCAGGCCCAGACAUGGGCCCACCAGUGUUCUCUCUCAGCCGAGGCCCUCAACAUCCUCCUAGGCGGCCUUGUGGUUAAUCUGUCUCUGUGUGUUCCUGCAGUUCAGUUAUGUUUUUUGGGAGUUAAACCACUUUGUUUAUGCAGCCCUAGCCACACCUGCACUGGCUGAGACUCACACAGCCUUUCUACAUGCUUCCUGAAAAAAAAGUCUAUCUUUUUUUUUAAUUUAGUUUUUUUUAAGCUUCCCUUGAUGCAGGCAUUUUAAUGUAAAUAUUGCCUUUUUUCAUGGGAAAGCCGGAGGUCAUCAAUUCUGAUGACCUCCGGCAGGGAGGCGGAGUGAAGGCGCACUCAGCGCCAGCACACUCUCGCGGCACUGGAAAAAAGGUAAGUUUUAUACUUAUUUAAGGCUAGGGCCAGCUAGGACCUACAAACUACUACUGUGUAUGAUUAAAGUUCAAUUGAACUUAUCGAUUUAUUUAUUUUCUCUGGGACUAUAGACAGUUGCUACUGUUCAGAUGUCGUGCUAUAACAUAAUUUUACUGAAUUGCACAUUUUAGCCAUGGUGGAUUCAAUGCUAUUUUUUUUCCCGUUUUAGAAUUGUUAUUUCUUUUGUAGGGAUUUUCAGUUCCUAAUCCAUUUUGUUUUCUUAUCUAGGCGUUUGGUGGACCGUUUAGACGAUAUGAGAAAAGCAGUGUCUGGAGAUGGGGUAAACCGCUGUAUCCUCUGCGGGGAACAGUUAGGAUUGCCAGGAGCAAAGUGUGUUGUUUGUGAAGACUGCAAAAAGGUAAUUACCACAGUUAAUCAUUCACAAGUGUUGAUUUGUUUUUAGCAUAAAUUAUCCUAGAUACAAAUUAGUUUUUUUCAAAUAAGCAGGCAUAAAACUAAAUAAUUGUUUCCACAGCAAGGUAUCUCAUUUUGUUUUUUGUUUUUUGCAUGUAUAGAUACCUGUCCUUAAACAAAUGGCAAUGCUAAUAUAUUCUAUAUGUCAGGGUUAAUAUAAUUUGUGUAGUGUUUCUGGUUUAGUACAUUGAUCCUUUGCCAUGUGGCCCUUAAAGGCUCAUUCCACACUUGGAAAAAAAAACAACACGGUUUAGUAGAUAUACCCCCAAUGAAUACUUGCCUGUAUAAAUUUAAUUUCUAUGUUUCUAUGUAUUUAUUGGGGGUAUAGUCUAAAACAGCUUGCAAAAGCUGCAGUUCUUAUGACUGCAGCCUUUGUAGGUCCUCCCCUUUUUCACAGAAAAUUGUCCAAUCAGAGGCUUCUCAUAGAGCAUCUCUUCUUCUCCCAGUCCCUACAUUUGUCUCCGUCCCCCCUCCCCUCCAUGUGUCUCAAACCUACUCCUCUCCCCUCCAUGUUGUCAGAGUCUUCUCUCCAUGUGUAUCAGACUCCCCUUCUCUACAUGUGUAUCAGACUCCCUUCUCUCCCCUCCAUGAGUCAGUCCCUCCUCCUUUGCACUCCAUAAGGCUCAGUCCCCCCUCUCCUCCAUGUGUCUUAGUUCCCCCUCCCCUCCACGUGUCUCAGUACCGUCUUUCAUUCCCUCCAUGUGUCUUAGUCCCCCCUCCCCUCCAUGUGUCUUUGGCCCCCCUCCCCUCCAUUUGUCACAGUCCCCCCCCUCUCCUCCUCUUCCAGUAAUGUGUCUCAGUCCCCACUCUAGGUAAGUUUGAGAAUAUAUCAUGGAGUCUCAUGGCUUUAUUUACAGAAUGCUUGCACAAAGUGUGGCGUGGAGACCAACAGCCGCCCUCACUCCAUCUGGCUGUGCAAAAUAUGCAGCGAACAAAGAGAGGUCAGUAUUGCUUGACUGGGAUGGUGUACAUGAAGCCUAGGUACCAUGCACCUAUGAUUGGUCACUAUUACUUUUCUUUCUAAGUUGUUCAAAUUUGCUGUAACAAAUCUUCCAAGUUCUUAAGUAGUAGUUAUAAAUCACACCAUUAAAUAAUCACUUUUAAAGUAGCUGAGUGUAAUAAACCACAGGCAAGAUAUCAGUGUUGGUAGAGACUUGAAAAGCUUUUUCUGAUUUUGUGGAUAGCCAUGGUAGCUAAAAUACAUAAUAGAGGUGUACAUCACACACAGAGUUCAUGUGUGCUUGGAAAAUACAUUUUUACUGCAGAUAUUUUUUUAGAAAAAUAAAAAACUAAAUAUAUGUGUAACAAUGAAACAUUUGAAACAUCACACAUAGAUAUGCAUUCUCAGACACACAGCUACAUAGAUACACAAUUGAGCACAGGCCCAGAAACCUACAGACACUGUAAGACACACAAACAGAUACACAUGAGUAGACACCACAAAUAAAUGCUGCCAGGCAGACACAGAUCCACACAAAGUUACAAACUGUCCAAUUCACACAGAUUGCCACUACUACACAUAUCUACAGAUACACCAGCCACACAAAGACAUACAUUGCACUCAAACACAUUGACACAGUUACACACAAAGAGGUACACAAUCCAUUCCCUGCUUAUUCUCUUCACGCUGAGGAAUCCCUGCCAGGCUUCAUUGUUUAUCGUAAUCCUCCUCAAGUUGUAAAGUCCUCUAUCCUCUGUCCUUACUCUGGCUUAACUAUAAAAUCGCCAGCCAGCCUGCAUCCUUCCCAGAUUUACUUACUUUUUCUGAACUCCAGAUUUUUUUCCCCCUGAAUUAUCUAGGUGUGGAAGAGAUCAGGGGCGUGGUUUUUCAAAGGCUUCCCAAAGCAUGUCCUGCCUCAACCGAUGCCUGUGUCUAAAUCAAAACCCCAGAAAACCAACGAACCAGCUGCAUCAGAUGUUCCAGCUCCAGAGCAGAAACGUUAUCCCCGCAAUCAGAGCCGAGGUGACAAAAAAAGAAAUAAUGAAUUUGAACCUUUAUUUUAGUACAGCUAUCACCAAGGAAAUGUGAGAAAGGUAUAGGAAGGUAAGGAUUGGAGAAAUCCAUAGAAUUCAGAAAGAUGAACAGUAGCUGUUUAUGAUGUGAUAAGUUCAACUAAGGCUUCUUUCUUAAGGAAAUUCUAUAUAUAUAUAAAAAUAUAUAUUAUUCUGCUCUUACUAUGCUAGUACUAUGUUUAUGUGGAUAAAGCUGCUGCACAUUAUUUAAGAACUGGUACUGUUCAUGCAGUACAAAACUGGGCAUUAUAUACCUUUUUUCUAAAAUUCUACUAUGUGCGAAAUGUCCCCUAAACUCCAUGUUUUUGGGGCUUUUGCUCACAGGUAUUCAAUGAUCCCUGCACAACAGGUCCAAUGUCUUCACAUUUGCUGGAUGUGUGUGUGCAUGUGUUAGGGGGCCCAAAUAGAAUAUUAGGUAUUCUAUUUUGGACGAUGGUCUUUAUAUAAUGUAUUGUGAUUGACAGCUUGCCUGUCAUUGGUACGUAAUACAUUUUUCUGUAUAUGUGUAGCACUAAUGGAUGUUUAUUUAUAUUACAGCUCAAGCCGAAGUUACUACACAGCCUGACCAAGAUUCAUAUGGUAAGAGAGAGGCAAAUUAAACUUGUACAGUCCAAUAACAACAACAUUUCAUUUUAUCAAUUGUUGAAGGGAAAUAAUUAAUUCAUACAUGGCAAUGCAAGGCUUCUAGGACUCACAAUCUCUGCUAUUGCCAUGGUAACCUGGUUUAGAUACAAUUUGCCAUUGGACAUGAAGAAGAUUAUAAUGCCUUUCAAACAGAAGCAAUUUAUUAUACGUUCCUUUGUAAAUAAAUGAAAGGAGUUAGUCGCUCACAACAUUUUUUUGCUCUCUACAAAAGAGUCUUUUGGAAAUUAAAAAGCAAUACUGGCUCAGUUCCUCAGCCGUAUUCAAUGGGCUUUUAAAUAUAAGCAAAACAUUUACCUGUUGUUCAAAAUUGCUUCAAUGCAUCUGAAAUGAAUUGCAACAGAAGUUCCAAAUUCCACAUAAUAAACAUGCCUGCAAUAGCUGAUUGAAAGGCAGAAUCACAAAUAAUAUGCAUGAAUAUUAAAGUAGGGUUAGCCGGCAGGUAAACGGCUAUUGUAGACCCACAGCUCCCAUGAUGCUUUGCUAACUUCUAUAAGCUCUGUGUAAAAUCUCUAUGUCUUACAGUCGGAACAGCAUCAAGACUUGUAAAGCAUCAUGGGAAAAUAUUAGCUGGUAAUGGGAAAAAAAUAACAAUUAUACUAAUGCACAGUGAAUAUACUGUGUCUACAGUCAGGUCCAUAAAUAUUGGGACAUCAACGCAAUUCUAAUCUUUUUGGCUCUAUACACCAUCACAAUGGAUUUGAAAUAAAAUGAACAAGAUGUGCUUUAACUGCAGAUUUUCAGCUUUAAUUUAAGGGUAUUUACAUCCAAAUCAGGUGAACAGUGUAGGAAUUAAAACAGUUUGUAUAUGUACCUCCCACUUUUCAAGGGACCAAAAAGUAAAGGGACAGUUGGCUGCUCAGCUGUUCCAUGGCCAGAUGUGUGUUAUUCCCUCAUUAUGCCAUUUACAAGGAGCAGAUAAAAAGUCCAGAAUUCAUUUCAAGUGUGCUAUUUGCAUUUGGAAUCUGUUGCUGUCAACUCUCAAUAUGAGAUCCAAAGAGCUGUCACUAUCAGUGAAGCAAGCCAUCAUUAGCCUGAAAAAACAAAACAAACCCAUCAGAGAGAUAGCAAAAACAUUAGGUGUGGCCAAAUCAACUGUUUGGAACAUCCUUAAAAAGAAAGAACGCACCGGUGAGCUCAGCAACACCAAAAGACCCGGAAGACCACGGAAAACAACUGUGGUGGAUGACCGAAGAAUUCUUUCCCUGGUGAAGAAAACACCCUUCACAACAGUUGGCCAGAUCAAGAACACUCUCCAGGAGGUAGGUGUAUGUGUGUCAAAGCCAACAAUCAAGAGAAGACUUCACAAGAGUGAAUACAGAGGAGUCACCACAAGAUGUAAACCAUUGGUGAGCCUCAAAAACAGGAAGGCCAGAUUAGAGUUUGCCAAACAACAUCUAAAAAAGCCUUCACAAUUCUGGAACAACAUCCUAUGGAGAGAUGAGACCAAAAUCAACUUGUACCAGAGUGAUGGGAAGAAAAGAGUAUGGAGAAGGAAAGGAACUGCUCAUGAUCCAAAGCAUACCACCUCAUCAGUGAAGCAUGGUGGAGGUAGUGUCAUGGCGUGGGCAUGUAUGGCUGCCAAUGGAACUGGUUCUCUUGUAUUUAUUGAUGAUGUGACUGCUGACAAAAGCAGCAGGAUGAAUUGUGAAGUGUUUCGGGCAAUAUUAUCUGCUCAUAUUCAGCCAAAUGCUUCAGAACUCAUUGGACGGCACUUCACAGUGAAGAUGGACAAUGACCCGAAGCAUACUGCAAAAGCAACCAAAGAUUAUUUUUAAGGGAAAGAAGUGGAAUGUUAUGCAAUGGCCAAGGCAAUCACCUGACCUGAAUCCUAUUGAGCAUGCAUUUCACUUGAUGAAGACAAAACUGAAGGGAAAAUGCCCCAAGAACAAACAGGAACUGAAGACAGUUGCAGUAGAGGCCUGGCAGAGCAUCACCAGGGAUGAAACCCAGCGUCUGGUGAUGUCCAUAAGUUCCAGACUUCAGGCUGUAAUUGACUGCAAAGGAUUUGCAACCAUGUAUUAAAAAGUGAAAGUUUGGUUUAUGACUGUUAAUCUGUCCAAUUACUUUUGGUCCCUUAAAAAGUGGGAGGCACAUAUACAAACUGUUGUAAUUCCUACACCGUUCACCUGAUUUGGAUGUAUAUACCCUCAAAUUUAAGCUGAAAGUCUGCAGUUAAAGCACAUCUUGUUUGUUUCAUUUCAAACCCAUUGUGUUGGUGUUUAGAGCCAAAAAGAUUAGAAUUGUGUCGAUGUCCCAAUAUUUAUGGACCUGACUGUAUAUUAUACCAUUUGACAGAAUAUGAAGAGAAAAAAAUGAAAACGUUAAAGAAAAAUAAAUUAAAAGAACAAAAUAAAUAAACUUAUCUUUUGUGGCAAAAUUUUAAGGAAUAGUCUCACUGGAAUUGGUCUCGUACAUGUAAAUAAAAUAUCAAACCAGAACAAUGUAUAAAAAGAAUAAAGUGGUAUAUGGUACACUUAAAAUACAAAAAUCAUAUAUAUUCUAUAUAGUACCUUACCAUAUUACCAGGGUUGUUCAUCAAAGCGAGUAUUGGCAGUGAUUCCAAGUGAAUUCCAUACUUAAGGUCAAAAUAGCUUACCUGGAAAAAUUAUUUAGGUCAUCUAUGCUUUUAGUUCGACUAAUCUUGACUUGAAUUUGAAAUUCUUUUUGAAUACUCAGUUUAUUAAUUAAUCCAGUAUAUCUAAGAAAUAAGCAGUUUAACAACUCACAAGGAUCACUUGUGUUUGAUAGUGCCUAGCGUUACGUGUUUUCUUUCACACAAACCUCCAUGAUCCACUUAGAAACAUCUAUGUCCACUUAUUGUCUUCUGCCCAAUAAAUUUUAUACAUGUAAAACCGGAAUUUGUAAGGGCUGGUGAUGAUAGCUACUCUAAAACAAUUAAAAAAUUAUAAAUAAAACCUCUUAUAAUUUGUGAUUUUCUUUUUCUUUUUCUUUUUUUUUCUAUUACAGUUUAUUUUCUAUUUUUAAUAAUGGGUGUCUGCACUAAUAAUGUCCUUUACAUUCGAAGGGUGUCUUUCUAGAUAAACGUAUUAUGCUCUUCUCAUUACACAAUACUCUUGCAUGUAAAAUUGUGACGGCUAAAACACCUGUCUUCGUUUAAUUAAAUGUGCCAUGGAGAUUUUUUGAGAACAGGGUAAGUUAGAUACAGUUAGUAAUCUUGUUAUCCUGUGAUUGAUUGAUUAAUUAUUGUGAAAGUCCAUUUACCUCUUAACUCCUUCAUACUGAAUAACUUAUCAAACGUGUGGGAUUCAUUUUAAUGAGGUAGAGGGGCAAUUUAGUACCCUUAUGAACUUUGGUUGUCAGAACCAUCAACAAUGUUUACUUAGAGACAUAUCUAUGUGUAUAUUUUUAUAUUUAUAUUAGAAUGCUGUAAUUCACUUAGUGAUCUAGUUCCUGUGAAUUAUUUCAUGUGAAAUAUUCAAUCAUACUUCAGUUAUCAACUUCCCACUGGCAGGACUUACAGAUAAUAAAUGCUGUUCUGUACCUCCAUGACAAUCUCUGCUAUACGUGUAUUUCUCAGUCAGUGCUUUUCAAUCUCUGACAGUCUGUGUGUGUGUCAUUCUAUGUUGUUUUUGUCAUCUCAUCUGCAUGUGUCAUUGUUUGAGUGUGGUGGGAGUUACAUUCCAAGUCUGCCAGAGUGUUAGGAUACACACUCCAGCUGCUGUGGAACAAGACUAAAAUAAUAUUUUUAAUGUGUAUUGAACAUGUUAUGCCAAAUGUUACUCGUUUUUAGUCUGACUUGUAACUUGCCUAUCAUCAGCCAACCGGAACUAGAGUUCCGGGCUGACUGAUGGCAUUUCUUUGCAAUUCAUACGUACAGAAUCUAUAGCUGAGAGAGCACUGAAACGUCAUCUAGCUCUGCAGAAUCUGCAUGCAUGAUGCAGGUAGCCUUAAAGAAGACCAGGUGUCCAAUAGGAUCAGGUAACAGUAACCCGUUGCCAUUGGUUUGCCCCAUUACUAAGAAACGUGGCCAGGGUAUUGCUCACAUCAUAACUAUUACAGUGGGCUGUAGUGGUUAUAAUGUUUGGAGUAACCCAUUAAGUUAUGCCUUUAUGCAACAAUUGUAACAAACUGAGUAUUAUCAAUACGUCAAACUAUGGUAUGUAAGCUUUGUCUAAUGCCACAGCUGUGCCCAUCCCCACAUAACGGUUGCCAUGUUAGGGUGUCUGAACAUUUUUGGUCUGGUCACAGCUUUUUCUCCACCUAGUAAAGAAUCAGUCUACCAAAAUUUCCAUGCCAUCUCUCUAGGAAAUACUAACUAUGUUCCAUCACGUUUUAUUCCAUUUUGAUAUAUAUGAUAAAACUUAUUUUAAUAUCUUUCUGCUCUACUUGUCUGGCACAUAGCUUAUUCAUGAGACUUCAUUAUUGUCAUAUUUGGGCUUUGUCAUUGAAGUGUGGCUGAAACCCCUUCUAGAUACAGUAAACAUAGGCCUACAUCUGGAUUCCGCUUUUAACUAAUGAAUUUAGAAAAUUAAAAACUGUAAUCUUUAUCAGAGCAUUGGGUUAUUGUUUCUGACACUGAUACACUGAUUAAAAAAAUAAAGUAUAAACAGAGUGUAGACGUUAUUCCUGUAUCUAACAUGUCAUUCAGUCAGCCUUCAAUUAUUUACAGAUAUAUGUCUCAUCUGCAUAUGCUCAUUUUACUUUUAAUUUUGCAUUGUAGAGGAUUUAAUCAUCAUAAAAUUCUAUGUAUCCAGGCAAUGAAUCAACUCUUACUGCUACUGGAAGAGGCAAUUACCCUCCAACUUCUCAUAAACAACAAGAAUCAAGAAUGGCUCCAAGUGGAGGUGAAUAUGGUGGAGGAGACCAAGAAAGCAGAGAUUACUCUUACAGUGGACCUGACAAUGACCCUAACAGAAGCCCUGGAGGUUUGUGAACAUGUUACCAGUUAUAAGAUGUAAAUAAUAUAUAUAUAUAUUUUUUAAAUAAUAUUUUUGUUGAAAAUUAGUUAAAAAUAUAAAAAGAACAGAUGGCAUAGACUUAGUAAUGCAUAACAAAUAAUAUACUUACCACUGUGUAUACCAAUGGAUAUUUAAAGGAACACUGCAAACACCAAAACCACAACAUGCCCUGGUGCCAUCCAAGCAUAAUCUGUCAAACCAUUUUAGCUUGGUUUGAUACUUACCGAGGUCCCACUGGGCACCCAUGCUGCAUUCACUCUUCUCAGUGUUAAAGAAGCCAGCUUGUUAACUGCAGCUACUCACUGAACUGAGAGCACUCAGCUGAUGCUAUAAGCCAGUGAAUUAAAUGCUUACAUUUCAUUUAACUUUUCCUGCUCUGGGUAGACCAAAUACAGCAAAGACCCAUCAGGACACAGACAGUCCCCAACUGGGCUAAAGCAGGUUGACAGAUUACACUAAGAUGGCACCCAGUCACUCCUGGCACUAUAACCACCAGUUUUGUAAACAAGCAGGUAAUAGCUUGAUGGCUGUGUCAUUUAACGUAAAUAAUUUAUUUGUAGUCCCCCCCCGCCCUCCUGCUUCCCAAGUAUUGAUAUUGAGCAUUACUGUAUUUGGCUGUUCUCCCAAGUUAGUAUCUAGAAAAUGUGGUCUUUCAGUCCUCUCACAUCUGGUUUUAUCUUUGGGGCUAAAAUAUUUUGGCAUAUCUGUGUAUGAUUCACUAUACCCCCCUAUACAUCAGUAUGGGGGCAAAAGUGGGCAAGUCAGUGAUGUGAAAUACAGACUUGACCUUCCCCGAAAAGGGGACUGCUCAGAAAGGGACAGUUCCACCUGAAGAAUCGUCAGUUCAAUCUGAUGUGAAUGCACACCGGGCUGCCUGCCAACUUAGCAACCUGGCUCACCAAGGGCGACCCAUGCACAGAGGGCUGUUUCAACACUCUCUGCAGGGUCCUAGUGCCUUAAUUAUAGUGUGAGUGCAUCUAAUGAUGCGCUUGAGUUACGCUUUUUGAGGACAGUUCAUCAGGGUGCAAAGUCGGGACGACAGGACAAGACCCUAAAGUUUGAGACUGUUGGGAGGCCUGAUUCACUUAUAGGUCACUUGUUUAUUGUGUAGCAAGGCUAACUCUUGCAAGUAGCUUUGUGCAAAGAUUACUCUACCCUCUUGUAAAAUUUGCUUUUUUAUGGUUUAUUAUAUACUUUAUUGUAGAAUUUCUACACUUUUGAAAUGUUAUUACAUGUGUAUAUAUUAUGCUUGAUUCUCUUGAUAAACAUGAUUUAAUGUCAGCUUAACACGUACAAUUAUACAAACUUUAAAAUCCCAAGUCAAAUAUCUCUCAAUACAGUAUCUUAUUGUAUUAAGUGCUUGCUACUAAACCUCUGUCCUCCCUCCUUUGGCAUAAAAGACUUUCUUGUCUUUGAUUGGAUGGGUUGCUAUGAAAAUUCCUAGUCGGUGCUGCUAGUGCUGACUAGGAAGUGUAGGAAGGCCAAGACAUAAUGAGAUUUUCCCUAGUAGGAGCGCAGCACAGCCCGGAGGUGGGUAUUACAUGAAGAGUGUCACCCACAACGUGGCUCUGGGGGAAAAGUGAGUAAAUUUUUAUAUUUUACAUUGAAUAUAUCUCUUUGAAAAUUCCAUACCUGAUGAAUUUUGUCUGUACUUUUCCACCUGUGGUUAAACUACAAGUAAUGUAAUGUCUGACUCAUGGAAGGACUGGAAAAGGAAGCAAAAAGUUGAUAGUCCUUCCCUUAUCAUACUUUUCCCAAUGUCAUAGUAAGGACCCUUGCUAGCACUAUGAUACAUGGUAUUUAUAGCGUUGCUUCUGACUAGAGUCAUAAGAGUCCUUGGAGGCUGAAUAGAUAUCUCACAAAACGUGUUUCUUAGAGACAAUUUCCACAAUAAAAAAGUUGAAUCUGAACUCAUCAUUCUAAACCUUUCUUGGAUAACAAAGUCUUUGUUGAAAAAUAAAAUAUAUAUAUUGAGCUAGCUAAAUCAAUGCCAGAUGUGUAGAUCAUAUGAUCUACUGUGCUAUGUUCCCAUUUUAUUAUUUUAGGAUUGUAUGGUGUCAAUUUUGGAAGUGCAUUGACAUAUGUGUUUGUAGUUCACUGACACAGGUGAUAUUUAUAGCUUUAAAUUCAUGGCAAAAUUGAAUCCAUACAUUUAAAAGUUUACUAUCCAUGUGUCAUCUGAUGUACCACUAUUACGAUGUGUAUAUCCUCUAAUGUACCAAUGUAUAAAAAUAUAUUUAGAAUCAUGAAUGCUUUUAAUGUCAUCUCUGUAAGUAGAAUUUAAAUGGAUUCAUUUACUGGAAUUAGACUUCAUUUUCACGUCAUUCCUCGUCUUCUUGUCUGCGGAGACUGUCUAUGAUAUUGGAAGCAAGCAAAGACACAUGUCGCUGGUUUCCUUGUCAUAUAGCAUUUUAGUAAUACUGCAUUUCACCUUCUCUGUUGCAUCUACUCUCCUCGUUUGGAAUUAAUUGAAAUAAUAACCGCCUGAGAAGCAAUUAUUAUGCAUGCUAUCACAAUUUUGACCUUAAGGAUCAUAUCCUGCCAUUGACUGUCCUACUUCAAGUUUCUGCACAGCUGAUAAUAUAAAUUAAAAAAAAAAAUUCCAUGUCAUUAUAUGGCCAUUAAGGCACAAGUUAUGGUGAUGGCAUUGAACAUUUCUUUCCUUUAAGGGAUUAGGACUGAAGAUAGCCCUACAAAGCAUAGCUGCAUGAUACGCAAUAGAGUAGUUACAUUCUACAUUGAAGAAGAGGGCUGUGCAAACUUACUAAAACUAAAAAACUAAAUAUUAGUCCUGAUGACUCAUUACAUGUUUGUCAUUAACAAGUUGCUCUCCACGUGCCAUCUGGUUUACAUGUCACAAUCUUGCCUUGGUAUCAUUUAGAAUGACUUACAUAAUUGGUAAUAACUAUCCUUUGGUCAAACAGCUCUCUGAGAAUCGUGGGGAGGAUGAACCAUCAUGGCACUAUAGCCUAGAUUUUUCAAAGUCGCCCCUUAAGAUGUCCAAUUUAAAAAAUAAAAUAAAAUAUUUGGUAAAAUUCGUGUAUUUCUGAAAAUCUGUCAUAUCUUUAGGUCCAUGAGCAGAAUUAUGUAUUUUUGUCUCUAUUCUCGAAUACUGUGAAUUGCACACUUAUUUGCAUGUUUAUUUGAAUUUUAUUUCAUUUUUCAGUCUACAGUGAUGCAAAAAAUAGCUUUUAAUUUUUAUGCAUUUUUAUUGCACUGAUGUAUAAGUUCCGACUCGUCUCACCAUGUGCAGUUUCUCGUAUUCUGAAAUAUGAAUACCCUGCAACCUCAAUGUGAAGACGAUGAAUAAUGUAUACUCAUAGCAUGGGAUGGCUUUACAGUUUAAUUGGCCUUAAUUCAAUUUCUUUCCAACGCAUCCUAGUUAUUUUAUGUUAAAAUCAUGCACAGUGACAGCUCUCUCCCAUGCGGUAAAUGUGACCGGAGGUUUCGUUCAAUCUGUUUCAUACAGGCAUACGUGUUCCUUUCAGGCAUUUACAAGGAAUUCUUCCAAUAUUCAAAUAGACAAGGAAGGGCAAAAUGUAUCUUUAAAUAUCCCAAAUGGAUACAAAGAUGAGCUUAGUUUGCCUCUCCCAUAUAUUGUAGACAAUCAGAGAUAUGAUAAAUACAUGCAUAAAUGGAAGAAAUUGAUGAUCACUGACUAGAUUAUUGUCUUUUUCUUUAUUUAUGUAAUGUGUGUGUACAAUUAUGGAGUAUCUUUGUAUUUCAUAAGAAAUCCUGCAACACCACUCAUUUAUAUUAAUAUAAAUAUAAAUGUGUUAUGGGGAAAGAACACAUAUGUAACAGCACCUAUGGUGAGGCUAAGAGUCCUUAGGCUCUUUUUGAAUGCUUUUUCAUUAUUGGGAAGAAAUUUCAAAAUUCUUGCCCACAUUCUUUCUAAAUCGGAAAGAGACAUGUAGCGCACAUACGAUAGCAAAAGCAGUAUCAAAUACACCAGGCCAAAAAAGAAAAUAUAGCAGUUAGACACGGUGCUCAUGUUUUUGGGGCCCAGAUCCUAGUGAUCCUCUUUUCUAGGUGAUCCAUAUUGUUGUUGUGUCUUAGUAUAUAACAGAGCUCCACAACAAAAAUGCUCCCAAUAACGUGUCUUUAAACUACAAUAAAUGUGUAAUCGGUCUCUGACAUAAAUGUGUAAUCAGUCUCAAAAAUCUGUCUGUGUAAAAAAGAUACAUUGUUCUUGUUCUAAAUUAUAUUUAAGUUGCAUUAAUUGUUUUAAGUGUGUCACCUAAAAUUUCUCAGUAUAACCCUGCUCCUGGCCACAACCCUGCUCACACUCUUUGUCCAUUUGAAAUUUGCCCUGAGGCCAAUUUCCUCAGUGCAUCCCGUGAGAUAUAUCUAUAUGCGCUAAUUUAUAGGCCUAGUUUGGGUUAUGAUUGAAUGGUGAAUAUGAUUAGGUGGGUGGGUGGUUGGAUGAUAAGUUGGAAAAGGUAUGUGUAUGUGGGUGGAGGCUACUUGUGCUUUUGUAUAUGUGUGUUUGCUGCUUUUGGGGUUGUGCGUAUGGGGGCUGAUUCUUAAGUUGCCAUUUGGGGCUUUUGUGGGGGAUAGGGGUUGUAGUGGAGUGAUAGGUACUAAAGUGAGUGGGGGAUAUAGGGGAAUAGGGGGGUGAUAGUAUAGAGACUAUUGUGGGACUGAAAGUGGCUGCAGUGGGGGACAGGGCCUCUAGGGGCUUUAGUGGGGGAUAGUAUUUAUAGUAGUAAACAUAGUGGUAGGAGAGGGGUUGUAGUGGGAAGGAUAAUAAUAUAGUAAGAAAGUAAUGGCUUCCGAGGUGUAUAGCGGAGUAGUGGGGGACUGUGGAUAUAGUGGAGGGUAGGGGCUAUAGUGUGGGAUUGCGGUUGUCUUGGGAUAUGUGGCUGUAGUAAGAUAUAUGGACUUGAAGAAAAAUAAAACAUUUUUGUAUUUUUAAAAAACAAACAACCCCCUCAACAAAUACUAGACUAAAGCUUAUUCUCGCCACCUUGUGGAUUACCUUGGGCCAGGAAGGGGGGAAUCCUGAUCCCAGGUGGUUUGGUGGGAGAUGCAGCAUGUCUGUACCCCCAGUGGGCAUAGAUACCUUCUUCCAACCCUGGGAAAUGUAUCAGAGCAUUGCAAUAUUAACCCUUGACAUUGCUCUAAUACAGUGCAGGCAAGGAAGACUUAUUACGAUCUCUCUAUUUGAGUUAAAGCCCUGCAGGUCCGACAGGAGGAGAAUUGGCUUGCUAGUGGGGGAGAUCUUUGAUCUCCCCACUGGCCAUGCUGUCCCUCUCAUGCCUGCUGCCCCGAAGAUGUGUAUUUUUUUGUCCUUGUGGGAAAUCUAACCCUGCUCUCCAGAGUAUAUGUCUGUCUUAAUAUCAAUAUUUGUAUGCAUUAUUAACCACAAACAGAAUAUUUAUCGAGGUUAGACUGGAACCACAGACCUCUGUGUUCAUAUUUUAUGGGGAGGGGGAUGGUGGUGGUGGUGAUGAAUGUAUGUUGUUACAUUUUUAUACCCUGAAUAGAAAGUGUUUUAGUGAUACAGCCACGGAAUGUUGCAUACUGUCUGCUUAGAAAGUACCGCGUCUGAUUUGCCUUGUCCUAACAAAUAAUGACUUCUUUGUAUUAACCCAUUAAGAAGAAUCACACUUCUUCAGAUUCUGUGCUUAUCCCCCAAGUUACGUUGUUGUGACUGGGAAAAUGGCAUGGAUUUAUCACUAUCUUUAUUUUUCCAUAGAAUGCCAAUAUUUCCCCAAAGCAAAAUACAUUAUUAUAAGAACUGCGCAAUGUUCUACAGCGUGGGGCUAUAUGGCUUAACUGACAAACUUGCAGCCUAGUUUUUGAGUAGACACAUUUGAUUCUAAUUUUGAUACAAAUCCAACUUUUUCCAUUCCUUGGCUUGUGAUAUCCUGCAAAUUAUGAGAACUCUUAGUAUCUCUGUGAAAUCACACAGCUGGAUGCCAUGUACGUCAGGAAGUAUUUAGCGAAUGGAGAAAAAUACAUUGUUGAUUGGAAAACUGGAGCGAUUCUUAGUAUGAAUAGCAAUUCAUCAUUUGCCUGAUGUUCUCAUUCUUAUAGUAGAUUAUAUGCGUACAUGCUGGAAAAAUAGAUUUGUUGCUAUUCUUGUUCAGGCAUCUGCCUUAAUUUAUAUUUAGAUAAGUGGCAGAAAAAGCACUCAGCAACAAAUAUUUGAAUAUGAUUAAAAUGCUUUAUAUCUUUAAUUUUACUUUAUUACAGUAUGUUCUCGAGGUGUGUGAGAGAUAAGUAUUGGAAUUGCUUUUUAUUUUAUUUUUUUUAAAGCAGAAGUACCAGCUUAAUUUCAACUAAUAAUAUUAAUAAACUUAAAAAUAUUUUUGUGCUGGAUUUUGACUAGAUAAUAAGUAACCAAUAUUAAUGUAAAUGGUUAGAUAAAUGUGUGGCAUGUAGAACAAGCUAGCCCUGCAUUAUGGUGUUCCUGGGCACACCUGGGAAACUCCUUGCGCUUGUCUAUGUCUGUUACUCUGGCACCCAAAUUUAUUAGAGACCAUGCUCUUUCUCUGGUGAGGAAUAUAUAUGCUUGAUAUCCUAUAGCAUAGGUCCUCAAACUCCGGCCCCCCAGAUGUUGCUGAACUACACCUCCCACAAUUCUUUGAAUUACAUAGAUAGCCAAAGAAUCAUGGGCGUUGUAGUUCAGCAACAUCUUGGGGGCCGGAGUUUGAGGACCCUAUAGCAUGAACCGUGCCCAGAGUAACUAACUCCUUCUCUCCUUAUCCUUGGAUGAAGCUUUACUGUAUUUUUUUAUAAACAUAGACAAUGUGUAAGUUAAAAUAUUAUGCAUAAUUUUUAUAUAUAUAUAUAUAUAUAUAUAUAUAUAUAUAUAGUAAUCAUAUGUGUCAUACUUACUAUAUACUUACUAUAUUUUAAUGUGCAAGCAGGAAGCUGAAGGGACACUAAGCCAUAGUUUUAACCCUGUAAUGUCAAACAUUGCCGUUCUGCAGGAAUAGCAAUGUUUUCUUUGCAGGGUUAACAUGCCUCUCGUGGCUGUCAUGCUGACAGCCACAAGAGUUGCUUCUGCAAAAUAGUAGAGUAAAACUGCACCAUUUCUAUCAGGUAGACUCACAAUGCCUCAAAAAGCUUUCCAAUGGGAAAGCAUUGUAUUGGCUGAGGUCAUCAAAAUUGAUGAUCUCAGUCAUAGAGGCGGAGCCAGGCAGGGCCAGCUGCGGCAAGAUGAAGCGGCGUGGGAGAAUCACAGAGAGAGAGCUUGUCACCUAAACAACUACUUUAGCGCUAUAGUGUCAGGUAUUCCUCACAGUAUAGUGCUCCUUUAAGGGAGUAUUCCAUACAUCCUAAAGCUGCCUUCUUUGCUUAGGAAGCAUUAAUAAGGAAGUUUUUUUAUUAUUUGUCUAAAACUUGAGUAUGGAUCUGAAGGAUUCAGCUGUGGCAAAUCACUAUUAAUCAACUCACCACCACCAAAUUUACACAGGCUUCAGACCUGUUUUACUUCCUUUCUAAAACACCUCAAGAUUGUAACAUAUUUCACAUUUAAUGUGCUUCUCACAGCAUGAUCUGAUGUAUGUCUAAGAAAACACGGUGGUUCUGGUAAUCCUUAUUAAUGGAACACCUUUGAACACAUGAAGUUCCCUGCAGUAUGUGAUAAAUAUCCCAUACAGAUUCUUACUGUUUAUCCAUGUAAGAAAGCUCCACGGUCACUAUAAUGUGGACAGCAUUCCAUAUAAUGCAUGUUUGUGUCAUUUGGGGGAUGAAUAGCUGUUGGGGGAUGAAUGUUCUCUGUUGAUCAUGCUGGCACCUCUGCAAAGGAAGAAUGGUGGCAGACAUGGUGGGUACCACAUUGUAUAAAUAGAAUUUAAUGAUACUAUGUAAUUUUAUCUGUAAAAGCUAAUCUAAAAAAAAAGUAAAUGUUUUUUUUUAAACACAUUACAUAAUUUAAUAUCUACUGCUGUAUAUCUUUGGUACCUGCAGUAAUUAGUUAAAAAAAAAAGUAUUAUCUUUCCUAAAACAAAGAAUAUGAGAGCUCUAAAAAAGGAAAAAAAUUAGAGAAACUCAGUAGCUUGCCUUUCAGUAACUCCCUGCUCAGGUCUCAAAAUAUUUUUUGUUCACUUGUGCCAUUACAGAGAGAACCAGUUCUAAGGCAUAUCAGACUGAUCCCACCCAUAAGGGCAGUCCAGUACCAAAAUGCUGGCAAGCUUUCUCUGCACAAGAGAUAUAGCAACCACGGACGAUCAAUUUGGCCUUCUUUGGGCCUUGUCAGUGAGGUGUAGCUGAUACCCCUCUAAGCACAGUGAGCACAAGGUCUACAUCUGAAUUACUCUUUUAACUUAGGGAGAGCCAAGUUAGUGCAACAAAAACAAAGAUUAUGAGAACUCCAACAAAAGCUUAGAGGAACUCAGUAGCUUGUCCUAUCUUUCCUAAAUGAGGAUUAGCUUAACUUGGAGUGUGCAGAGAUAAAGGCACAAAAAGUCAUUCAAUCAAAUACUAAUGAAUAAUUACUUGUAAAUGUGGGUUCCCAGGACCUUCUAAGUCUAUGUCCUGGCACCGAAUGGUGGUUUGUUACUCGUUAAGGUUUUGUUUUGCUUACUAGCUUCUUUGUGGAACAUUUUCUAAAAUGUACUUUAUUCGUAUAUGUGUACUUCUUUGUGGAUCUGGCAAUGGCAGCAAAUCAAAUUGAGGGCAAUGUCUGGAAACAGUCGAGUGAUGUAGAGCAGAAAUAAAAUUGUAAGACAGUGAUUAGCCAGGUUGGAAAUAAUGUGGUGCCCGUGUGUUUCAUUAAAUAGCUCUGUUGCAAUUUUAUUUUAUUAUUAGUGUUCCUUGCAAGCCAUUUAGUUAAUUGGUUAUUAGAAUCUAGAGAGACUUCUGAAAUCUUAAAACAAACCCUACAGCUGAUCUAAUUACUUGCACUCUAAAGUGAAGGAAAUUGCAGGUGUCUCUUAUGUCCACUGAAAUAAUUAGAGGAAAAAAUGUUAGUAUAAGUUAAUUUCACCAAAGUCUAUGUUUACUAUUGGAUAACAAUGUGCAGUAUUUAAGAAAAAAAUGUUUAAAAUCCUUUGUGGGCUUAUUCAUUAAUAAAGAGUGAAUAAUGAAGUAUUCAUGUGAAUAAACAGAGUUUCCCAAAAUGGCUGUUUUGUAAACAGUUUGGUUGUUCAUCACAAUUCAUUACUUAGUGCUCUAGCUACUGGGGAGUCAAUCAUUUUCAAUGAUGAUACUUUUUAUAACAGUUUCACUGGAUGUGUCCUGUGUUAUUUUGUACUCAAACCGCUCUUUGCGGGGCAAAAUCAAAAUAUUUAACACGACCUGGAGUCUCUCACACCAAACACAGAACAUUUAUUUUGCCACACAUGCUUUUCCAGAAUAAUAAUAACAGCAUUUUGCUGUUUGUUUUAAAGAUAGUUCAUGACACAGUGAAUUAUAUUUGUUAAGGAAAACCAUAAGAAUUAUUCUGGGGCUAAAUGAGAAAACCAUGGAAACCAAUAGAAUGCAAGUUAACAUUUAACACUUUGCCCCAGAAUAGUACCUGCUUGCCUUGUUAAAUUUGACCCUGAGUAUUCUGAGACCAUAUGGAGCUUUACUGAGAGCAUGGGGUCUGUGCACUUACUGUAAAUGUUUUCUGAACUUUGAACCUAACAAGAUUUAGUCAUGGUUAUGCUAUGUCUUUCUUUGUGGAUAUACAUUUGCUUCUGAUCUAACAUUCUGUUUGACAUCACAAAUUAAAGCAAAUGUUAGAUCGUAUUGUAAUAGGCCAAAUAACUCAUUUUAACAGGGCUACAAAAGAGUUGAGUGACACAAAUCCAUACCUCCCAAGUGCUCCCAUUUAAGAGAGACGGUCUCUAUUUUUGGCCCAAAUCCCUCUGUCACUCUUUUCUACCCUAAUGUUCCUCUUUUCUAGAAGAUCUAUAUUGUUGGUGCGUCGGAGUGUGUAACAGCACCCACAGUAAAAAAUACUCUCAGUAAUGUGUCUUUAAACUGCAGUAAAUGUGUUUAGAAAUCAGUCUGUGUAAAUAAAAUACAUUGUUAUUGUUCCAAAUUACAUUUUAGUUGCAUAAAUUAUUUGUAAAUAACCUAAUCUCACCUGGCCACACCCCCACUCACACCCCAAAACUUAAAGUGCCUCUCUUUGUCCCUAUGAAAUACUAGGGGGUAUGCAUAUCGAGUAGGUGUUCUCUUGGGUGGUCAGACGAAGACCUACGGAAUGCAUACUAUUUCUCUCUAUUUAUUUUGUGCAUGAGUAAGAAAAAGUAUUUAUAUUACUUUUUAGGCAACCAUCACUCCUGAAAGAAGAGAAUUAUUAUUAUAUUUUAGACUAUCAGAACUGUUUUUGAUGUAAAUGAAGUCAAGCUCCCAAGAUUCUUUCUGGGUCCUUGUUGAUAAGAUUUGUAGCAAAUAUUAAUAAAUUGAAAGAAUGUUUUGUUUUGUAUUUCCUGCCUAAGCAACUACUGGGUAAAAUAUAACGUUGGCAUUAUUGUCUUUUAAACUAAUGGUAUUAAACUUAAUGUUAUAUAAACUGAUACAAUAAUAUUAAUUACUUUUGCAAAACCGCUUAGUAAGUCCUUCAGCUGGAAUAGAAAGUGAUAGUUUUCUGAUCCUUGACUGAUACAACUCUAAAUAUCUUCAAAUCACUACAUCAUUGUUCAGAUGUUCUAUCCAUAUUUCACUUAGUGGUGUCUAAGCAAAUGCCAACUGAAGAGCCAGUAUUAAUGAGUGUAUUCUUUAAUCUGUUCACUCAGUCUACACUAAGCAUAUCCAAACAUUUUUUAUGAUAACCUGUACUGAGAAAUUGAUGGAACAUCACUGCAUAGGAUAAUUAAUUUGCACAUUUCAUGUAAAUCUUUCUUUAUAACUAUGGCCUUUCAUUUCACAAUUAUUAAAGAAGGAUAGACGUGCUAAUAUCUGUUUGAGUUCUUUUUUGUGUUGUAAGAGUUUUUUUAUUUGUAUCUUUUGCCUGAAGGUGUGAAACGCGGCAACACUGCUCAAGGUGCCAGACCUUCUCCUCCUGCAAACCAAAGCUCUAACAUGCAGUCUCAACCAGGUACAUUGAAAACCAAUGUACGAUAUGUAGCAAAAUAUGGGAUACAGCUGUGUACCUAGAAGGAAAUAUAAAAACAAACAACAUAGUGUAGUUGUGGCGAACUUAACCUUGACACGGGCUCCUGGAAGAGCCUGUUGCCAACCUCCUGCCUCAGGACCAGGGGCCCUGCCAGAUAUACUGUAAAAUACAUUUUAAAGGGCUCUGUUCAUGGGAUUCCAUUGUAUUGUUCAUGAACCGAACAACUGCGUGAACGCAGGCAGCGGUGUUUGGGCGUCGAGCUCAUGUAACUAAAAUCGGACACUGAAACUCCCGAACACAGCUGGACUUCCAUAAUCGUCUGCGUUCAGUUCUAUACCACCUGGAGGGACACUGUUCGGUGGAAUCAUUACCACGAAUGAGGUGAACAAGCUAUACACUUUAAUUAUAUGUUAUGUUUGGUAUAUUAUACACAUUUAUACUCCCGAAAGAGAACGACCGUUAGCACUGAUUUCAUGGAACUGUUUUGGGCAUGGGAGAAUGUGUGCGGUUGGUCAAAUAAUUGACUUCGAUGGAAAACACCGAACCACUGAAUCGAUCUGGGUGAUUUUUGGAUAUGUUGGCCAACAGAUCAGGGCUAUCUGAGAAUGUGGUGUUUCUAUGGAUUUUGGGAUGUUUGUAAAUUGUAUGUUUUUUAUACCUGAGAGAUAAUGUAGUUAUAUGUUUGCUUCUCAGAUAAUUAUCUAUCAGGCACAAAGGAUCAUGGAAGAGAUUUCCCUGUAUUCUUGUAUUGGAAACCCCUUGCAUGGUCUUGUGCAUAAAAGGCCAUGUGGGCCCUGACUUAAACAGACUACUCCCAGCAUUAAGCCUCGGCUCAUGUCUGGGGGGAACAGCUAUACUGCUAUAAUCACUGCUAUACCUGCUAUACUCUCUUGGAGGAGAGGUCUUCCCACUGGGAGCUGGGUCCAGGUGUUGGUCCAGGGUGGGAAGGGACAGUGAGACCCCAGCCAAGCUGCUGCGGCUAGGGGGGCUAGAGUGCUUAUGGUGUCAGGUGCGGUCCUUAUAGUACUCGGUGAUUGACAGGAAGCACAAUUGGGGGAGGUACCCAGUCAGGGUGCCAGGUGGUCCUUCACAGUAGUAUCCUUUAGUAAAGCAAGUUAUGACACACUGAGAUAGCGCACUCACAGAAUGUAGAUAUAAUAGUCGCCUGUAGGGUUCUUCCCCUGAUAGGGUCGGUGGGCUAGACGAGAUCCUCCUUUCCUUCCUCUUAUUGAUUUUCAGGAACCAAACGGAGCAAUAAUCAGGUAAGGUGUAAAAAAUACAUUUAUUGCCAAAAUAAAAUGUUUAAAAAAUAUAUAAACUUAGUCCUACGCGUUUCAUUCUAAAACUAGACCUUCAGGGACUUAGUAUAAUAAAAUUACAAUUGUAAUCACAGAGUACAGUAUAACAAACAAUCACCACAUGAAAACCCUCCCCCAUUAGUCCAUGUUUUAAAUACAUACUGUCUUAAAGUUCAUUGGUGGUUAAGUGGGUGUCUCUUCUGUCCAUUUUUUGAUUUGCCAUUUGAUUCGCUGUCUUUAAUCUACUGAUCUCAGCUGUGAGUUCCAUACAGGUGACGUAAUCGCUCCCAUACAUAUGUACGUGCGUUCUGGGAAUGUGGGGAACGUCUGCACUCCAUUGCGGAUGCAGCUUGCAUUCCACUUGUCUCCAUCAUAUACUCAUGCAUGUAAACCCAAAGAAAAUACUAAUAGACAUAAUCGAUUAUCAUUGUCUUAAUCUACAUUCUACUUUUAUGAUCAGCAUAAGGCAUGUGCAUGGGGAAAAUUUUCGGUUCAGUUUGGCAUUCCGAAAUUCGGGAUUUUCGCAAUUCGGGACUUCGGAACUUUGGAAUUUCGGAACUUCAGCAUUUCGAAAUUUCGGGACUUCAGCACUUCGGGACUUCUAUUGCAGCCGCUUCAUAGAUAACUCCCUAAUUCCUACGGUAUUAGGGAGUUAUCUACCAAAAGGCUGAAAGACCUAAAUUGGUCUUUCAGCCAAAUUUACUAAUACUAAGUAAAAAUGACUUAAUAUUAGUAAAUUUUGCCCCUGCUCGCUAUACCGCGAGUAGGGGCAUGUCUAGUAAACCGUAAGCAGCCUGUGGCUGCUCACUGUUUAAAAAAAAAAAAGAGGCCGGUGGGUGGGGGCCCUAAAUACUAAUAAGGGGGGGACCUAAUGUCCUCCCCAAGGUCCCCACCCCUGAGCGGUGGGUGGGGGACCUAAAUUGGAAUAAGAGGCGGGACCUAAUGUCCUCCCCCCUGGACCCCACCCCUGAGCAGUGGUUGGGGGCCCUAAAUACUAAUAAGGGGGACCUAAUUUCCUCCCCCCUGGCCCCCACCCCUGAGCGGUGGGUGGGGGCCCUAAAUACUAAUAAGGGGGGGACCUAAUGUCCUACCCCCUGGACCCCACCCCUGAGCGGCGGGUGGGGGCCCUAAAUACUAAUAAGGGGGGGACCUAAGGUCCUCCCCCUGGCCCCCACCCCUGAGCGGUGGGUGGGGGCCCUAAAUACUAAUAAGGGGGGGACCUAAUUUCCACCCCCUGGCCCCCACCCCGGAGCGCAGAUGGGGGCCCGAAAUACCAAUGGGGGGGACCUAUUGUCCUCCCCAUUCCACCCUGUCCCCCCCAGGUGACUAGGGAUCCCCAAACCCCUGGUCACCCCCUCUUCUUUCACUGGGUAAGUAUAGUAGUACUUAGGCAAUACUGUGCUUCGGAACUUUGACACUUCGGAAAUUCAGUAACUUCGGGACCUCUGCAAUUCAGCACUUCGGCAAUUCGGACAUUCAGAAGUACCCGAAUGUCCGAAUUGCCCGAAAUUCGUCCGAAUUCAUAUUCGGACUGAAACGAAUUGCACAUAGAAACAUAGAUAAGAACCAUUCGGCCCAUCUAGUCUGCCCAAUUUUCUAAAUACUUUCAUUAGUCCCUAGCCUUAUCUUAUAGUUAGGAUAGCCUUAUGCCUAUCCAACGCAUGCUUAAACUCCUUUACUGUGUUAACCUCUACCACUUCAGCUGGAAGGCUAUUCCAUGCAUCCACUACCCUCUCAGUAAAGUAAUACUUCCUGAUAUUAUUUUUAAACCUUUGUCCCUCUAAUUUAAGAUUAUGUCCUCUUGUUGUGGUAGUUUUUCUUCUUUUAAAUAUAGUCUCCUCCUUUACUUUGUUGAUUCCCUUAUAUAUUUAAAUGUUUCUAUCAUAUCCCCCCUGUCUCGUCUUUCCUCCAAGCUAUACAUGUUAAGAUCCUUUAACCUUUCCUGGUAAGUUUUAUCCCGCAAUCCAUGAACCAGUUUAGUAGCCCUUCUCUGAACCCCUCUCUAAGGUAUCAAUAUCCUUCUGAAGAUACGGUCUCCAGUACUGUGUACAAUACUCCAAGUGAGGUCUCACCAGUGUUCUGUACAAUGGCAUGAGCACUUCCCUCUUUCUACUGCUAAUACCUCUCCCUAUACAACCAAGCAUUCUGCUAGCAAUUCCUGCUGCUCUAUUACAUUGUCUGCCUACCUUUAAGUCAUCAGAAAUAAUCACCCCUAAAUCCCUUUCCUCAUAUGUUGGGGUUAGGACUCUAUCAAAUAUUCUGUACUCUGCCCUUGGGUUUUUACGUCCAAGAUGCAUUAUCUUGCACUUAUCCACAUUAAAUGUCAGUUGCACAUGUCUAAUCAGCAUCAUUCUUUGCCAUCUUAAAUAUAUGUAAAGUGCCAUAUAUACUUAAGAUGGUAAAGAUUCAUGCUGAUCAUAAAAGUAGAAUGUAGAUUAAGACUAUGAUGAUUGAUUAUGUGUAUUACUAUUUUCUUUGGGUUUACACACAUGAGUAUAUGAUGGAGACAACUGGAACGCAAGCUCCACCCGCAAUGGUAUGCAGAUAUUCCCCAUGUUCCUGGAACGCACAGACGUGCAUAUUGAACGAUUACAUCACCAAUACGGAACUCACAGUUGAGAUCGGUAGAUUCAAGACAGCUGAGGGAAAUAUCCAUGCGGCGAAUCAAAGAAUGGACAGAAGAGACACCCACUUGACCACCAAUGAACUUUGAGACAGUAUGCCUAUACAACAUGGACUAAGGGGGGAGUGAUUUCAGACGGUGAUUGUUGGUUAUACUGCACUUUGUGAUUACCAUUGUAAUUUUAUUAUACUAAGUCCCUGAAGACGUUCUAACUGUAGAUCUAAACGCGUAGGACUAAGUUUAUAUAUUUUUAAAACAUUUUAUUUAGGCAAUUAGUGUAUUUUUUACACCUUACCAGAUUCCUGCUCUGUUUGGUUCCUGAAAAUCCAUAAGAGGAAGGAAAGGAGGGUCUCGUUUAGCCCCCCCGUUACAGGGGAGGCACUCUACAGGCGACUAUUAUAUCUACAUUCUCUGAGUGCGCUAUCUUAGCUUGUCAUAGCUUGCUCUACUAAGGGAUACUACACUAUGUUGUUUAUUUUUUUAUAUUUCCUUUUAGGUCCACAGCUGUAUCCCAUAUUUUGCUACAUAUUGUACAUCUUUCUGUGAGGUACCCAUCUGGGAGGGUCACCUUGUUUUAGAAGUUGUUAUAUUUGGCGUUUAUUUUGUUUUGUAGCAUUGGAGAUAAGAGCAUACCCUUCUCCCUAAUUACCAUAAAUCUCCCCUCGCUUCCAUAUCUAUUUUUAUUAAUUAAUCUCUGUAUUAUGCAAUGAUACAUGGGUACACUACCAUCCUAUCUAACUUGGGUGGCCCUUUUCCAUUACUGAUAGUGCCCUAACUCAUCCUUUUAGAAAGCAAAAUAUAUUUCCACUGUAUUACAGUGAUCACUCCAACUCUGACUCUCACUCAGAGAUAAAGAGUGAGAGAGAGUCUUUGGGUAAGUAAAGCACUGCCUCUUACCAAUCAGUGUCUCAAAUAACCCUAUUUUGUAAAGUCUUUCACUUUCAUAUUAUACUUUGAAAACAGUUAAGCUAUGUGAUCUGUAAUGGUUACCAAUAAAUGUAUAUAUUUACCAUACCGAAUAUCCUCAAAAUCAGAAUAAAUAAGUGAAUCUAUUGUUCGGUAUUUUUUUUGAUUUAUGUUCUGUUUGUGUAAAAAUUAAUAGCAGCAACAUUGUGAAAAUAAUACUAAAUAUUGGUAAAUAAUAAAACUAUGGUAGAAAAGGAAUGCCACUUAAGGGAAUGGUAUAAUGUUAAGAAUACAAAGCUGUGUUCCAACACUAUUUUGAUCCCUCUACCCUCACCCCCCUACUCAAUUGAAACUCAGUGAAACUGCUUUGCAGUGUUAAGACUAACUCUAGAGGCUGUAUACCAGAGGUGCUUCCUGCAAAGUUCUACAUUGCAGGGUUAAUGGAACAGGGGCAUUGCGAAAAGAUGAUACUAUAUCCACCAAAUUUUCCAGGAAUAUAUCUGUAUAUUAAUACAAAUUGAUUAACAACAUACAAAAAGUGCUGCCCUGCAGUCUGUAGGAGAUAAAUCAAUCAGGAAUUCUGCAGCAUAUCCAUUAUCCAACAUUUUCAUGUGCUGCCAAUCAACAUAAUGAAAUCAUGUGUGUCCCAGCAUAUAUGGUGGAUAUGGAACCCUACCUAUAGUUUGGGUUAUGGGUAAUAUUAUAUGAUAACUGGAAAUAUUAAUGUUGAUCAUUUUGUGGUACAACUCAAUUAAUCUGUUACCUGUUAGAACCAUCUUCCAUUACAAUUCAUAGUAAUAAAUGUUCUAUAUGCAAGCAUGGUCUCUAGCUAAUACCACUCAUGCCCUUCUUUCAAGCAGGUAGCAGAGCAGCAGCAGCAGGAAGACAAACUCCAGCCAAUAGAUUUUCUGAAGGCCAAGGUAAUCAACAGCAUGCAGUUAUUGUGCCGCAACUUAACAUAUUGAUUUAUUGCAGACCUUGUGGCUUGGAUUAUUACCAGACUAUUAGUAUGCUGGUUCUUCUAACAUUGAAUGCAUAUUGGGGAUCAUCAGUAUAUUUCAUGAGAUCUUCAGUAGGUCUUAAGAAAUGGCUUGAUGUUUAUUUUUUUAUUUUCUAUGUAGUAGCUGCUAAAUGUAUGUUAACACACUUAUUAUUAUUUUUGUAAAAUGUAUCUGUAGAAGAUGUAGUUAAACGAACUGGACCAUUGCGUAUUCAUUAAGAUGAUAUCUAACAUUGUUGAGUCUUCUCACAGCAAAUGCCCCUUCUCCUGCAUCUCAACCAGAACCUGCCUAUGCAGCACCAACCCCUAGAGAAGCAGGAGGCUUCACAGCACAAGGGAUUAGGGAGGACAGACCUCUUCGGCAGACUAUGUCCUACACUUCAGUGACUCCAACACCUGUAGCAGUCCCUACACGACAAACACAAGAAGAGGAGGAAGAAGAAGCGAAUAGCUACGACUCCGAUGAAGCAAGUAAGCAUCGAAAAUAAUUAAUCUAUAAGGAGAACUAUGAAACCAAUAACAACAACUGCAAAGUGGAAACAUUAUUAGUUGUAGAAGUGGCUACAUUCAUAUUUGAAAGUUAAGCCUUGAUAAUUAUUGAACUUUUUUUCUUUUUCUUUUUUUUUUCCUUUGAAUAAAUGGGUUGUCUGCUCAAUUUAUAACUUGACCUUGAUUAAUGAUUAACCCUUUAUUAAAUAGAUUCAAAAAAGAUAUUGUAACUUUUUUUGUAUAUCUUCCUUAUGCCUCCACUUGCUAUCCCAUUCAGGGGGUCUUGUCUACUAAAUAGUGAACAGUCAGGAGGUGAGGGCUAUAAUUAGAAUAAAUGGGGGUGGUUAUAAAUUAGCCCCAAAUCACUGACAAUGGGUAGGAGCUGUGGCCCCACUUCUUUUACAUUAAUAGCCUCUCUUUACACCUAAUAAUUUAAUUAUUGCAUGCACCAGCUAACCACAAGUAUGGGCAGAGCUGGACACUAGGAUGUCCAUUUGCUUUUUUUAUUGUAUACUCCCCAACCAUUGGCCAUGGGUCAUUGAAGGUGGGUGGACAGUAAUCUAAAUUUACCGCCUCUUCCCAGGGGCUGUAAAUCAAGUGUCCUCUACUCAUGUGGGGGCAUAGGAGGGACCUCUGAUAGGUAUUUUAAUAGAGACUUUUUUUUAUAUAACGGAGAGCAGCCACUGGCUGCUCACUGUUUAGUAGACAUGCCCACCCACAACAUGUAUACGGGUGUAUAAAGGAGAUUUAAAACCUUCUCUGUACUUAUAUAUUGGCCACAUAGGCAUUUUUAAAGACAAUUUAAAUGUGAUUGGCUGGAAAUAAAUUAAGGUCUUGGCUGGAUAAUGGAAAUGCCUGUGAGUUUUGGAUUCAUUUUAUACUACAUGGAGGGUUAUUCACUUUAAUGUGAAUCGUCAUGAUUUCACGAGGUAUUUGCACAUUUUAGGCCAAACUGGAUGAAUUCGGGAUUGGAAUAAUUAACCAAGACUGCUAUGUUCCGAGCCCAGCUAUAUUAAAUACAAUAAAUUUAAUUUAUAAAUUCCUAGUGAAUUCCAAACUAUUAACAGUUAAGCGAAUUAACCUGACUGUGCAUCUCAUUUCAUGGUUGUUCAGAAGAAAGAGUAUUUUACUUUAAAUUUCUGAUAAUUCUCAAAGUCAGCUAUGCUUCUGGUUAGAUUACUUUGACCUUAAAUUUGAAAUUUACUUAGAAUUUUGCUUGAAUUCUUGACAAUUCUAACUUUAGUAAAUAACCCUACUUUGUAUUUCUAUGAUACCAUUCCUAAUUGCAGGUUUCUAUGACAAUGCGUGCUGAUGGGAUUGUAUUCUCAGUGAUUGUUACAAAUGAAAACAAAGGGGGGAAAAAACAAUGAUUGUGUUGGACUAAUCUGGGAAGCUGAGUGAUUUGCUUUUGAAGAUAGGGGACGUUCACCUUCUCUUGGCUGCUCUAGUUGAGAUGCUUCAUUGAUUUUGUUUCUUUUCCUGAACAGUUAUAGCAGAUGACAAACUGUUUGUUAAUGGUCCGUAAACGUGUUGGCUGCAUUUCUUGUCACAGAGAGAACGCUAUUGUUUAUUUUCGAACCACUGAGAUAGUAACACACUGCAAUGCUCAAUAUUAUUUGUGUCAAAAAGAACAGAGCUUUCCAAAACCCUGUAUAGAGUAAUUCAGCAAUGCCAUGCCUCAUUAACAGAAUUAUGUUCAAGUCUCUUUAUUUACCUUUUUCUCAAAAUUAGUGAGAUCUGUGAGUGAAUGAAUACAUUGUUUGAUUGUUUCACAGCUACGCUUGGAGCUUUGGAGUUCAGUCUUUUAUUUGAUCAAGGCAAUAGUUCUCUGCAUUGUACAAUUAUCAAGGCAAAGGUAAGUAGCCACCUGUACUUGCCAGGUUAAGUUGUACAUUGGCAUGUGAUCUAAAACUCCCAAGAAAGUGUAUAGAGGUAAUUACAUAUGUUGUCAAUGGAGCAAAUCUGUUUCUUCAGACACAGGCCCCCCAAGAGUCCCUAUACUGAUGGCACAGUCCUGGUUUCGGCCCUGUCUCUCAAUCAUGAUUUUGUUAUCCAGUGUCUCAUUUCCAAGGACACCAUGAAACUGUGUGUGGGCAGCUUCAGCACAUAAUUAGAUGUGCUCACGCUUGUCACUAGGAGCCUGCAGAGAGUGCUUCAGUACACAUUAGGAGCUUUGAGAUCACAACAGGUGACAGGGCCUGAAAGGGGGUGAGUCAUGUCACUAACAAUACCCAUUUCUACUGCCCACCCAUCCCAAUAUUAUACAUUCUAAUAUGGCAAGGUAUUUAAUCAUCAAGGCUCACCAGUGGUUCAGACUUUGUCAUUAACCCCAUUGAAACUUGUUUGUGUGUCUGUAAACAUACUAACAAAUUUUAAAUUGUACUGUUUGUGGCGGACCCAGUGCCUGUCCGUGAAUUGCCUUUCUUUACAUUGUUUGUGUUUUCCCAAUUCUUUUGUUUAUUGUGCCCGCUUCCCAUUUGUGAGGUCUUCUACAAAGGGAAUCCAUUCACUUCCUGAAUGAGGACCACCCCAAUCCCUCAUUUAGAACGUUAGGAUGGAAUGUUCACACCUCGCAACAUAGAUGUCAAACCGUAAAGGGAAACAAUUAAUGAGUGCUUCCCUGGAUGGCUACCAUUCGUACAGACGAACACCACCAGGGGGAGCAUUCGUGGAUUGUUUCCCGACUUGUUCGACUCACGAACGAGGGCCUGCUUGGUGCUCCAUUAGAACGUUCACAUCAAUUAAUCAGAAUGUUUGCACUCGACACAUAGGUGUGAAACCGCAAGGGAAGAAAUUAAUGAGUGCUUCCCUGGGUGGCCGUUGUUCGUAUAGACGAACGGCGGCCGGGGGAGCAUUCAUACCCCGAAAGGAGUCACUUCCCUUGUCUGGGUUUCACCCCAGGACCUCGCAAACAGAGAUUAGUUGGUCAAUGUACCAAGGCGAGGGUCCCUGAGUUUGGUAUUGGCACUUUUGGGGCACUGGCGAGUUUGGUGGGCUCUCAUGAGCCUGAGGGACAAAGAGACCAGCUCUUUUCCCGCGGACGGGCUUUUCUGUGCCUGGGAGACAAAGGUAUGGUGCCUUUUUCCCGCGCCAAGACUUCCAAGCACAGAAGCUCUUGGGAAGAAGGUGUGGGAAACCCUGUGACUUUAGUUGCGGGCUUUGGGGACAAAGGGAAAAGACUCUGUUCCCGCACUAGGGACCCACAGAGGGGAGGAUCCUGGAAGGGGACCUUGUAUGUUUUGUGUGAUCCAUCCCUUGCAGGGGGUCAUGCAUAAAAGCUGUGUGUGGCCAAAACAAUUGUGUUGUCCCUCCAGGACAGUGUGUCUAGUUACUGGGGGGAAAUGGGUCUAUUUGUCCUUUACAUGGUUCCUGACCGGCUGAAGGAAGGAAAUUAGCGGAGGUAACCAGUCAGAUAACCCUGGGUCCACUACACUGUUUAACUGGCAGAAUUGUGUAACAAUCAUACACUGUGUUUGUUUAUUUUUUAGGGCCUCAAACCUAUGGACUCUAAUGGUUUAGCAGAUCCAUAUGUGAAGCUUCAUCUAUUGCCAGGAGCCAGUAAGGUAAAGUCUACACUGCUUCUAAAUUGUUCUAACUCUAUAGCCUAGCGCCAUAAAAACCAGACCAGGAAUUUAUAAACCAAACAUUUGUGAAAAAUGCACACUUAUGCCCACAUUCAGCAAAUGUUAAAGGGAUACUUUGGAUCCAGUGGCAGCUGGUGAAAUUUUAUGAUGGUGGGGAGCCAGACUUCUCUCCCAGAAUUCUACUACUCCCUAUACAGUAUAGAGAUACUCAUACAAGGUAGAAAGCGGAACAUACUACAUGAAUGAGCAUACAAUAAAACAUGCAGGACACAACAUACAUAGUAAAUCUAGCACAAUAUAUUAAAACCAGUCUAGUAAAUAUUGCUGGUGUUAUGAAACAUGUCAGCUACUUCAUUAUCUCUCAGCACACAGUGUGCACAUGGUUAAAGCAACAGGAUACUGAUAGACCCUUCCAUGUCAGCUACUCCUGAAUCACUAUUAGCUUUAAGCACACAGUGUACACAGACUCAUUACCUUUGCAGCUGGCAAUAUAAUUAAUCUGCAGUGGUGAUGUGGAUCCAAGAAGUAGCUGACAUGGUUAAUAGAAUUAACAUACAUUACAGAUAAAGCAGACUGAAAUCAGAAUCAGUCCGUCCUCAAAGUCACAGCCCCAGUCCUGCAGUUUGAAUCGUCAUAAUUCAACUAGCCAACUGUGACUCAGGUCUCAGCUGUAGAGUGAUUGAGCACUUUAAAGAAGAUGGUGGGUAUGUCAGCAGGGGUUAUUAAAACUAUUAUUGACAGGUAGCACAGAGCUUUGGGGCAGAAAUGUCCCCCUCCCCUUUUUAUCCCUAGCUUUAUAUAUAUAUAUAUAUAUAUAUAUAUAUAUAUAUAUAAAUUAUAUAUUUGAUUAAGUUUCCUAGUUUAAUCAGUCACUGGAGCUAUUGGGGGAGAGAGAAGAGAUCAUUAUUAUUAUUAUUAUGAUAUUUAUAUUCAAAUUCCGCAGCGCUUUACAUCAUAUUAUACACUUACAUUUGGCUUGUGCCAGGAGCUGCUGCACACUCCCUUUGUGCUGCUUCCAAGAUGUCUUCUUGCUUCUCUCUCUUUUGUGGGCACUAAAAACCCACCCUCUGGUGCCUUGAGCCAAUGAUGGACCCAGAAUAGAGAGGCCAAUAGCAUGCCUUCACUUAUGUGCAGCUGUCUCUGCUGCCCAAAUGACAAUGCAAUGGAAAUUCUGUACAUUCCUACUUAAAGGUCACUAAGCAUGUUCAAAACCUGCUGAAACAGGGUAGAUUUCAAACCAACCCAAUUUUUUGACAUGCCUAAAUGUUCUCAAGAAAGCUUCUCCAAACAGCUACCAAUGAUACACCUGUUUUUCCCCAUAAUUUGACGUUUUCCCCAGAAAAAUUAUUUUAAUGUUUCUAAACUACUGAGGUGAAUUAAGGCUAUAGAAUUGGAAAGAUGCCACCCUAACAAAACAAAAGUCUUUCCUAAUAUACUUUCUUAGUUGCUGGAAUCAUGACUUGGCAGUUGUUACUGCUUGGCACACAUAGUAAACCUUGAAAGUGUGCUUGUUUGUGAUCUAUAUUUCCCAAAAUGUUUGUCACCUUUCCAAGAAUCACAGUAAAUAUAACUUCCAUAUCUCCCUUUUCCAGGUUAGCCAUUAAUAUUUUCGUAAAAACAAUAAGUAAGCGUAUGAGAAUAGAUUUACAAGUAUUCAUUCAUUUAUUUACUUAUUUUUGUGAUCCAAUUGCAUGUAGAAAUGAUUGGGCACUGAGAUGGUUUGAUAACAUCUUUGGCACAUGGUGAUUAAUUGGUUCCAAAUUGUGUGAUGACACUAUUUAAAAGAAACGGCAAUGAUUACGGGAUAUAUUUCAUACUUACAUUUCCAAAUACAAUUAGGACAAGCGGUAGCUAUGCGUGUACAUAUCCACUUCAAUAACUAGGUUCUUCUGGACAUUUCAAGGUUUUAGGUGGUUGUAAAAUUAGAGAUUUUUCAUCUUUUGGAUGCUUUCUGUUUUCAGGCAAACAAAUUGCGCACAAAAACUCUUCGAAACACUCGUAAUCCUAUGUGGAAUGAAACUCUUGUGUAUCACGGAAUAACAGAUGAAGAAUUGCAGAGGAAAACACUGAGGCAAGAUCUUCAUUGAUAAGUUACAAUCCAAAACUUUCAACUCAAACAUUUUUUAGCAGGAGAUGCACAUUGAUGUGCAUUUUUCUAAUGUUGCACAUGGACUUAGUUUAUCAUAUUGCACUAAUGGCUUGGUAAAAUUAUUAGCUUAAGGUUCUACAGUGAUAACAUUUAUAGCUUCCUGACUCUAUCUCAAGCAAAAUUCUUAGUGGCUUACAUGACUUAUAAUAAUCUCUUAUUACUGGUUGUAAUGUACAUUGCCCCACAAUGUAGGUACUCAAACCAUUUACUAAUGGUCCGCUUGGUACCACUCCCUGUAUCAAUGAAGGCUGGAAGUGCUGAGCUUAGUUCUUUAGCUCUCUCUCUUUCUCUCUCUCCAUCCAUGUAUCCAUCCAUCCCUUGGGUGGUGUAUAUCAGUGUGUUUGUUGUAUGUAUGUUUAUAUAUUUAUAUAAUUUAGUUUCAUAUAGUGCUUUUCUUUAAGUUAUAAACUAACCACAAGCAUACUUUCAGGAUCUCUGUGUGCGAUGAGGACAAGUUUGGCCAUAAUGAAUUCAUUGGCGAGACUCGAUUCUCUUUGAAGAAACUGAAACCCAAUCUGAAAAAGAACUUUAAUGUGUGCUUGGAGCGCGUGAUCCCGGUAUGUUUCAGAAGGAAACUAAAAUAUUUGGAUUGUGCUUUUAUUGCUCUCCACUGAGUCACCUUUAUUCUGAAACCCACUAUCUCUUUACUUAUAGAUGAAGCGAGCUGGCACUACAGGAUCAGUGCGUGGCAUGGCUUUAUACGAGGAUGAAGUAAGUCAUUUGCUUUCAAGGAUAUGCUCAUUCAUGUAUGAAUGAAAAAAACAAUUUACAGCACAACUGUCACAUGUGAGAUUUAUAUACAACCUGAAUUCUAUUUCAUAGAGAAUUAAUCAAAACCCUACUCUGUUUUUCAUGUCAUAUCUAUUGCUGUUAGUGUAACUUCUGUAGAGCUAUAAUUGUACAUUUUUAUUUUAAAAUUCUCAACUGUUUUUUAAUUCAUAUUGUAUGCCUAGCUGACAAAAUGGAGCUUGCACGUUGCCGUGUGGGCUAGUGUUUGCAUACAUAUGGCAUUAUGAAAAGAAUGCAUGAGUUUGUAUUUGUUUAAGUGUUGUUUCUGUGCAUUUACUAAGCAUGACUGUAGCAUUAUGGGGAGGUGACGUUGCCCUAAACACAGAAAUACUGUAAAGAUAAGUUGUUUACUAAGUAAAAUCUUGCGGCGCUGUAUGCAUGGCAUAUGCGCGUACAGCAUUUUUCCAUUAGAUUCCUGAACACACAUGUGAGUGCCUGAGGCAUCAUGGGAUAGCAAUGUUGCUUUUUUUUUCUUACCUCUAUUGCAUUAUUCACUUUGGUAAUUGCUGCAAUAGUGUUUACUGGGGUGAAGGAACAAAGAACAGUAACUGCUCUGGAAGUGACCAUUCCUCUUUAAAUAAUUAAUUGUUAUUUACAAAUCAGAUGAAUACAUCUUUGAACACAUGAGUUUACAUUACAGGUACAUCUUAAAGGAUACAUACUAGUGUUCCUGGCUCUAUAGGGUCUCUAGGUCCCCCCCACCCUCAGGGUCCCCUCCCGCCGGGCUCUAGGGGGUGGACGGGGUUAAAUUUAUCUCUUUUUCCAGCACCGGACGGGGGACUCUCCUCCUCCUCUCCUCCUCUUUCUCGUUGUCAUUGGUUAUUAUUAUUAUUAUUAUUAUCAUUUAUAUAGCGCCAACAGAUUCCGUAGCGCUUUACAAUAUUGAAUGGGCAUGCGCGGCAUUCUCAAUUCUUUCCUAUGGACGCUGGCGUCUUCUCACUGUGAAAAUCACAGUGAGAAGCGCGGAAGCGCCUCUAGCGGCUGUCAAUGAGACAGCCACUAGAGGCUGGAUUAACCCUAUUAUAAAUUUAGCAGUUUCUCUGAAACUGCUAUGUUUAUAGAAGAAAGGGUUAAUCCUAGCUGGACCUGGCACUCAGACCACUUCAUUAAGCUGAAGUGGUCUGGGUGCCUAUAAUGGUCCUUUAAUCUAGAUACAUGUUAUUGUAGCAUACCAAAAAAAACGAAACAAAAAAAAAACGUAUGGUAUAUUUAAAAAAUGAAUAAAAAUAAUUAAAUGCCCAUUUGUAUUGAGAGUAAAUGUUUCUAGCAGACAGGUACCUAUCAGAUUUUCCCUGCGCUGCCUACUUGAACACACUGCGCUGUGCUACGGUAUGGCACCAUGUUUAAGGGAACACAAGAGAAAACCUAGGAGAGUGGAAGAGGGCCUUCUACCAAAUUCAAGGCACUUGGCAAACAUGGGAGGAAUAUUCUCGCUUUCUGGGGCACUAUUGGAUAUCACUUCCAGUUUAAUUACUGUUUAACGAUAGAAAGAUAAACAGCAUUGCACAUGGCUUUCUAUUGAUGCCCCCUUAUUUCACCAAACUGGUUAAAUAAUCAUAAGAAAAUUCUGAUCAGCUUAAACCAUCAGCAUUACAUAACAAUGAGGAUUCUAACAACUCCGGUUCUAUCUGCAGGCGUCUUAAGCCCACACGUCUUGAGCUGCUCCCCAAAGACCUGUGUUAUUCAAUCCUCCAAGAUUCGUUUAGACAGCUCUGUCCUGCAUUUCUGUGCUGGAGGCUAAUCAUUAAAUCAGAGACCAGAGAACCUGGUUUCAUAGCUCCCUCUUGUGUACUAAAUGGGUACAUUACCAUUAAGUUGUUAAGGGAAUUGCAAAUGGUGUGCAUUGUGAAAGCCUUUGCAGUUUUUCAAAUGAUAUGUGCUUGUAUGUAAGGGGUGACCUGAAUUCUUUUAAACCGCAUUACACAUUUAGCAUGUGUUGUCAUUUGCUUCUGUGUUAAAUCACAAUAAGCACAGCUCCCUCUUCCAACUAGAAUUAUGUGUCAAACAGAAAAUAAUAUAUGGAGAAUAAAAAAAUGUGAUAUUUAAUUUUGAGCAAUUUAAUACCAAAGUUCUCUGUGCAUGUCCUUACUUUGGUGCUGAUUAAAUAUUUCCAGCAUGUGUCAAACCUCUUCCUUGCGUCAUUUAAUUUUUUAUUUUUGUAAACCUGCUUUAUAAAUGGGACAGAGAAAUUGGAACAUGUUUUCUAGAUCUUUAGUAUUAUUAUUAUUUUCAUUCUUAAGUUUGUCAUUCCAUGAACUGAACAGCUUGAGGGAUUGUAAGGAAACCAAGUAUAUUUAAACCUCCUUCGGUAGUUUCCUCCCGAAUCGCCAGAGCCUUAGUGAUUAUAGCCCUCCGUUCGGCAGUUAGGGUAGACGAAUCCUAUAGCAAUUCCAAUAGUCUCACCAGACACGAAUCCCCAAACAUCAGCCGAAGUCAAGAGGAAGGGUACAAAAUGAACUGUCCUUUAAUGGGUGCACACAGCUUUUAUGCAAGUCCCCAUGCAAGGGGACAGCCCUCAGGGAGGGACAAACAGUAACCAAUCACAAACAGUAAAAUGUUAACAUACACCCACAAUUCCCUUCCCUAGCCGAGGAGAUUUUAGUCUGAUAAAAUAGUAACUUAAUUAUCUCCGGGCUGAAAAAUCACUUUUCCCCCAACUUUCAGAACACCCCUUUAUACUGGGAGUAUCCCCAUAAAUUAUGUGUCCCCUGAUAGCCCUGAUCUGGGUGACCAACAUAUUCGAAUUUCACCCAGAUCGGUUCAGGGGUUCGCAAAUGUUAUGGAAGUCUUGUGUGACUGGCUUACCCUGGGCUGUAUGCCCAAAACACGUUACUUAACACUUAACGUUAUUAAGUCUCAUUGUACUUUUUCUUCCAUUAUACACAAAACUGUUCAUGAUUCCUAAGUAUUCACAAGUGGCUUUUGGUAUUUAUAAUUGAGCAAUAUAUUGAACCUGUCUGAUAUUGGUCUUGUCUUUUUAAUUAUCUUGAAGCUGAUUUCUACUAGUGAUUCAGUGUGUUAUACAUAAGUGUUCACUUAAUUAUUCUGUUGUCGACAAUUCUUUUUCAAUUUAUACACUGUGAAUGUAGUGAUACUAGUACAUCCUGAGUUGUCACUUUCUAACUUUUAUGAACAUUCUUUAUUUAUUUAUGUGGUGGAUUAUGUUCUCCCAUUACUCUUUUUACUACUGGGGAAUUUAAUUGACCAGUAUUACUUUGACAUUAUUUAUUUUCCAGUAUUGAGGAUCAAUUUUCUUUAGCUUGCCUUUAUUAUACAUUCAAGCUUUAAGAGCUAUUCCCACAUAUCCAAUUCUUUAAUUUUUUAAUAUUAUUAUUUUUUCUUGCUUCAUAAUUCCAUUAUACAUUUAUAAGCUUGAUUCUAUUAUGAACUUUAGCUCCAAUGAGCCAUCUUCACAUAUUUAAUUUUUUGCCUUACAAUUUUUCAAACAUGUAUUGCUAUCACUUAGUUUUGAUACGUGACCACUGCUUAGGAAUGAUGUAUAUCCUUACCUCACGCCUACUUAUUAAGCAGGUACUUGUUUUACAUUAUUAUCUACUCCAAUUAGUCCAUUCAAUAAUAUUUAUAUUUUAUAUUGAUUCUUCUCUUUCUAUUUAUUUUCCGUGCCGGUUUCCCCUGCGAUCGCGGGGUAACCGGCUUCGGCAUCUGACUCCGCCCCCACAUUUGUGAUUGGUCCGGACAUUGACCAAUCCAAGAGGAGGGCGGGCUAUUUAAAUGACGGCCGGCGUGUUGCUCGGUUCCCCUGGAAGAGCCUUUAGUGGCGAAACGCGCGUCGGGAGUAGUUAGAAAGCGGGUGGUUGGAGUUUUGAUUUGGGGAUUAUGCUGCAGCUAGUUGAGAUGAUUCAGGAUAUAUUCUCUUCACUACCCUCUCCUUUCGUUUAUUACUAGACCUUAACCUCUGUGAACCUUCUAUUGAGGUUUACCAUAGAUCGAUAUAGGCAGGUUACUUUACCUUCUAUUGAAGUUAUUCUCAGACCGAUGUAGGCAGGUUACUUUUGCCCCAGAGUUGUGGGAGUUAGGAGUUAAUAUUGUUUACACUAGGGCUUCUCUGUGAGACAGAUUUAAGACUUUCCUUUUUCUUGUUACUAUAGACAUGAUUGUCUUGAAGACACUUUAGGUAACCCCCUUUCUUUUUUUCUUUUUCUGUCUCUGUUAAUAACCUAGUGAUUUGUUUUAUUUUCAUUCUCCUUCCUCCCCCUGUUUUUUAUUGUAUGUAUUAUUUUUUGAGGGACAGUCAUUACAUAUUCAUUUAAGUAUUGAUGAUUUUUUAGAAGGAAUUUAUUAAAAGUUAUUUUUUAAUUACCUUUCUGUGGGUUGCACUGCAAAUACUGGGACCCCUUUUGGGAUUGAUUUAUCUUAACCCUAGGGUUUCUCUGUUUUUGUUCUUUCUCUCUUUUUUGUCUCAUAAUAACCACUAGGGGUUACCCCCCAUGUCUCAUUAGCAACCCGACAUACUUUUUACUCUUGUUCCUAUCUCUUUUUUCUACGCAUGCCCAAAACAGUUCCACGAAUUUGGUGGGUUUUGCCGGUCACUUUCGAAAACACAUAAAAACGAAUAAAAAUACCGAACGGAUCCCUCUGGCUCCUAGCAGCGUUCGUGCCCCUCUGUCGAAUGCACCAAAGUACCGAAUAGCGCUCUUCUAGCUAUUCGGUAAAUAGAGUUCCAGCGUUCGUCUGUUUGGGACCGGUGUUCGGAGGUCGAGUGUCCGCAAAACAGUUCCAUUCACUCGACGACCAGGUCCUGCUGCCUUUGUUCGCAUGAACAAAGAUGGCCGUGGUUUUCUCUGCCACAUGGCGUUCGACUAACGAACGCUGGCCGCACAGACAGACGUAGCAAUUUCACCUAAACCUUUGAUGUUUAAUGAGCCAGAGGGUGGUCCUUGUUCGGUAGUUCCAUCUACCGAAUGAAAUAGGCAGCAAAAGAGGAUAAAAAGGGAAUGCAAAUAGUACAUAACAUAGGGAACAGGGGGGUUUCUUCACAGGGAUCACUAGCAAUCACUAGCAAAACACUGUUCCUAGAAUUUUAGUUCCUAGAACUUGGAAUGCAGAAAUUAUGAUAGGUGCUCCCUCCAGAGCAUUUCCUGGCAAGCACUCACUCUAUGAAUGUUCUACUCUGAAGAUUUAGACAUUUGUAAUGCUGGCCCUUUCCACCUCCCACUCAUUUACAACCCAAGAUCUUUCCUAGUAAAAUAUUUUAUAAAUAAAUAAUAAAUAAUCUUUCCUACAUAUGCCCCUUCUCCUUUUCAAAAAUUUUAGCACCUUGGUCACUUAAGCUGUGGGUGCUUAAAUUGUGUAUAUGAGUGAGGAGCUUAUUAACAUAUAUAAUUCACCAUUUUUACUUCUAGAAAUUCUGUGGAAAGUUAACUUGCUUUCUAAAGGAUUACUCCACCGUAAUUUUAUUCUUUCCAUUACAACUAUUUCUUUGAGUUAAAUGGUAUCUUUAUUUGUCCCCCGAAUAAUCUGUUCUAUGUCAUCAGUGCUACUGCAUGGACUUUUGGGUAGCGGUCCAAUCAAACACUUCUCACAAAGAAGCAUUGAUGGACCUUUUGUAUGAGUGAGUGCUGGUAAUGCGACUAUUUUAGCUCGGUAGGGGAAGGAGGUAGUGUGGGAUGUCAAAUGAGUGGACCGUGGGGUGGACAAAGGGAGGGAAAGUAAUGUGGAAGGGAUACAUGCAAUUUGAUGUAGGGAGGCAGAAUUGGAGUGAGACAGGACAUUGUGGACGGAGCAAGAUGAACUGAGUAAUACUGUUAGAAGAAGCUAAUUACGCCUGUAAAAUUAGACAUGAUAUUUGCAAACAAUUAACUUCAGGCAGUCUGGAACAGAGUUUCAUGCUGCCUAAGUUACGUUUGCAGGGGGUUUCUUGGCACAAAAGUGCAGAGUGAUUCCUAACUCUCCAAAACAAUCCAGCUAUGUGCUUGUUUUUUUCCACCUUAGAUAUUUUGACCUAAAUUUUACCACCGCAGUGCAACUCACUUUUCAUGAAUCAAUCCACAGGUAUUGGUCUUAGUGCAUAGUUAUUCUGGCAGUUAGAGAGUUGUUCAAUAUGGUUAUGUAUAAUUGAGAACUCUUACAAAUACAUUGGAUUACAAUCUAAAUUAAUACAUCACAUUGCCUGAAAAGUACACUUUAGAGAGGUUAGGGAGACCAAUACUAUAGCUUGUUCUGUUGAAGUCUCUCAUCAAUCUUAGAUCAUACGGUAUAGGGCCUAAUGAUUUGAAAUGCAUUAUUAAAAAAUGUUUUAUUUAAAAUAUACUGUAGUCUUGGCUAAGAGAAGCGGACCAUUUAGUACUUGCUGAAAUUUGAAUGAAUAACUUUACAGUGUUUACCUAUGUGUGCAAAUGAUUGAUUGAUAGCUGUAUACUGCAGUUGACCAUAUAUCAAAUAGGUCAAUGUAAUGAAAACAAGGUUCACACACGUUUCCACAGCUUUGAAAACUCAAGAAGCAACAAAAGGGAAUCAGCAAGUACUACAGUGGAAAAUAAAUCAAAAUGCUUGAUAACUGACACUCUACAGAUUUUAGAAUCUGUCUGACACACAAUAUGGUGCAAAUCUAUGUAUUUUGAGCAAUCAGUUAUAUUCUUCAUUCGCAUUCCCAACACCUUGUGAUUGCAGCACCUGCUGUCAUUUUGAAUACCAUCUGUAGUAUUUAUCGUUUUGGUGAUUGCAGAGUAUGUAGUCAAUCAGAGCUUCUUUGCAUAUGCAAUUAGUUAGGCUCAUUGUUACAUUCUCCCAACUCAAUAUGCAUGGGCUCUUGAGGUCAGAUAUCAUUUUACAAAGUAUACACACAGAUACUUCGUUUAGUCAGCUCUUUGAGACGUGUUGUGCAGAUUGACUUGAAAUAACGCAAUAAGAGCUGGUCACUUAACUCUGAAUUAUAUCAGAUGGAAAGCCAAGUGACCAUGCUGUAACUAUAGUGGAGUUUAAGUAUUCUUUCAUAUCAGAUGCUGUUCCAUAUUUAUUUUCCAUUCAGGUUUAAAUUUGUAAUAAUUUGGAGUUUAGUGAAUCUCUUCCCCUGUAGCUUUGGAUAAUUCUCAAGAAACAAGUGUGAUACCUUGUAUUUCACUCGUUUCCCUACCAUCAUUUUUUCCCCCUUUAGAUUACCAUUUUGCAGAUAGACUAACAAGCAAAAAGAGUGAGUAGUUUAUCUAACUUAAUUGUAUUAAUGCCUUGAAAGGAAAAUCUAGGCACCAUAACUACUACAAAGCACUAUGUGUUUGAACCGUUUGAUUCAUGCCUUGCUGUGUAGAGCAGCUGUGGUCAUUAUAGUCCGAGCUGGUCUGACAAGGCAUAUGUUUAUACUUCCACAUUAUCAUUCUGACUUUUACCUUUUUUGGACAUUAUUCAUUGGCUGAGAGCCAUCAGCUGACACUUUCAGCCAAUGAAGACUGUUUGAACCUUAGAGCAACUUAGCCUGGAAGAACCCAGACACCACAAGUUAAGUUUCAAACUGCUCCUAAAUAGUUUGACAGAUUACCACAUUAAGGCGCCUGGGGACUCCUGACAUCAAAACCACUACUGCCCACUGUAGUGGUUAUGGUACCUAUAAUGCCCUUUAAGAUACAGUAUUUAUCAUUGGUUAAUUUAUAAAUUGUGGACAAUGCAUUCCCUAGAUCAGGAGCCAUAAUGCUAGCAAAGUAUCAUGGGAGAUGUAGUCCACAACAUCUGGAGUGCCGAAGAUUGCCUAUCUCUGCCCUAGACCAUUUUAUUGUUUACAAAAAAAAGCUAAAUUGUUGCCUCUUGAGAAAUUGGUUUAAAUAUAUAUAACCUUUAAAAAUGUAACAUUUAAUAUUUUAAAUAUGUGUAACACUUAACUGGAUGAAAGAGGGUCCUCUGCAUUACACAACAGAAAAGGAUUAAGAAACCAAUACUUAUCCUAAUUUUGCAGCACAUUAUAAUGCCAACUUUCUCUUUCAGGGGGUAAUUUAGUUUCAUGUUAAUUUUUUUUAAAUAUCUCUAUUUAAAUUGUAUUGGUCAAUUCCUAGCAUCAUAACUGUGUAUAUUAAUAUAAAAUUUGUCAGAUGAGGAGUUUGUAGGUUUUUUGGAUAAGCGCUGCCUUAGGAGUUGCUCGGUGCUGUAGAAUAAUCCCUGGGAACUAGAGAAUCACUCAUCCUAAUCAUAGGCGUGCGCCGCCUAUUGUAUAAGGGUGUGGACCCUAAAGCAGAAACACACAUGCCGCGUAUAUAUAUAAAUAUUUAUAUAUAUAUAUAUAUAUAUAUACACAUAUAUACACAUAUAUACACACACAUACACACACACACACACACUGCUGUGUGUGUGAGGGUGCUGUGUGUAGGUGCUGUGUGUGUGAAGGUGCUGUGUGUGAAGGAGCUGUGUGUGUGUGCGGGCGUGCUGUGUGUGAAGGUGCUGUGUGUGUAAGGGUGCUGUUAGUGUGUGCUGUGUGUGUGUACGUGUAAGGGUGCUCUUAGUGUGUGUGUGUGUGUGUGGGCGCUGUGUGUGUAAGGGUGCUGUUAGUGUGUGCUUUGUGUAUGUGUGUAAGGGUGCUGUGUGUGUGAGGGUGAUGUUAGUGUGUGUAUGUGUAAGGGUGCUGUGUUUGUAAGGGUGCUGCUAGUGUGUGCUGUGUGUGUGAGAGUGCUGUGUGUAAGGGGGCUGUUAGUGUGUGUAUGUGAGGGUGCUGUGUGUGUAAGGGUGUUGUUAGUGUGAGGGUGCUGUUAGUGUGUGUGUGUGUGUAAGGGUGUUGUUAGUGUGUGUGUGUGUGUAAGGGUGCUGUUAGUGUGUGCAUGUGUAAGGGUGCUGUGUGUGUAAGGGUGCUUUUAGUGUGUGCUGUGUGUGUGUAUGUGUGAGGGGGCUGUGUGUGUAAGGGUGUUGUUAGUGUGAGGGUGCUCUUAGUGUGUGUGUGUGUGUGCUGUGUGUGUAAGGGUGAUGUAUGUGUGGGUGCUGUAUGUUUGUGUGUAAUGUGUCUGGGCCAUUUAGUUAAUAUCCCCCCUCCCUUCUUACCUUAUGUAGGGAGGGGGGACCGUGCUCCUACCUUCCCUGGUGGUCCACUGGAGAGUGAACUCUAGCCCCCUGUGGGGCUAGAGUUCACUCCCGCGAGAUCUGACAGUUGCCGCGGUAACCGCAGCAACGCUCUGACCGUGCGAGAGGAACCCGGCGGAACUGCUGACAAGAGCUCCCCGGGUCCUCUUCUGCCUCCCUCCCUGCCUGUGGGUUGGUGAGGGAGAUCUUUGAGGAGGCACAUAGCGAGUGCCGCGGGGAUUAGAGUGUGCCUAGGCAUGCCCGGCACACCCUCACACUAACAACACCCUUACUCACACAGCACCCUCACACAUACACACAUACACACACACAGCACACACUAACAGCACCCUUACACACACAGUGCCUACACAUACACAUACUAACAGCACCCUUACACACAGCACCCUCACACACACAGCACCCUCACACACACACAGCACACACUAACAACACCCUUACACACAGACUAACAGCACUCUCACACUAACAACAUCCUUACACACACACACACUCUAACAGCACCCUCACACUUACAACACCCUUACACACACAGCACCCUCACACAGCACACACUAACAGCACCCUGACACAAAGCACCCUUACACACACACAGCACACACUAACAGCACCCUUACACAUACACACACUAACAUCACCCUUACACACACACAGCACCCUCACCCACAAAGCACACUCUAACCGCACCCUUACACACACAGCACCCUCACACACACACAUUAACAGCACCCUUACACAUACACACACACUAACAGCACCCUUACACACACAGCGCCUUCACACACAGCGCCUUCACACACACACAGCGCGCCCACACACACAGCGCCCACACACACACAGCGCCUGCAUACACACAGCGCCUGCACACACACAGCGCCUUCACACACACACAUCACCUACACACAGCACCCUCACACACACAGCAGUGUGUGUGGGUGUAUGUAUGUGUAUGUGUAUGUAUGUAUAUAUGUGUGUGUGUAUGUAUAUAUAUAUAUAUAUAUAUAUAUAUAUAUAUGCGGCGUGUGUGUUUCUGCUUUAGGGUGCACACCCUUAUACAAUAGGCUACUCACGCCUAUGCUAGGAACAGCAAAAAACAAAACAAUUCCUAUAAUGUUUCUGAAAUGCUCUCAGUAUUUUAUAUUUUUGCAAUUAUGAUGUUGGGAUCUUCUAUUCAACAAAAGUGGGUAGAACAUGGCAAGCAAAUGACCAGAGAUAAAUGUAUGACAUCUCAUCAGGAUGGACGAAACUCUACUCUGGUUAGGGUUUUGGGAAACAUUUAAAUACUAUAAAUGGCAACUCUGGGUUAAACCCAGAGAGCACAUAUAUUUUUUUAAUUUCACAAGUCAUUUCUCCCCUUCUGCAGACAGACCGGGGAGGUGAUGUAGAAGACCGGGGAAAGAUUCUUGUAUCUCUGAUGUACAGCACUCAGCAGGGAGGUCUGAUAAUUGGAGUUGUACGCUGCGUUCAUUUGGCAGCUAUGGAUGCUAAUGGCUACUCUGAUCCAUUUGUUAAACUGUGAGUAUUGUUUUUUUCUGCAUUGUGUGAAUGGUAAUUUAAACUUGAUAGGGGCUCAAUUAAUGACUCCUUCCUUCUUUUCGAACAUCUGACCCAUGGAAUUAAGGGUAUUGAUGGGCUAAGUUGUCCAAACACCCUAGUCCAAUGAUUCCUGAACAGUGCUAUUUUUUUUUUGCACUCUUUACACUUGGAUCAUAGGGCAUAAACCUUUGCAAAAGAUAGACACCCAAUGUACUAGAACAUUAUUCAGACUGUAGUUAUUUAUAUAUGUAUAAAACAGAAAUAAUUAUAUGAAGAAUGAGGAGCUCAAACCAACUGUUACUUUUCAUUUAUGUAUGUAUUUGCCAGGUGGCUAAAACCAGAUGUUGGCAAGAAGUCAAAAUUCAAGACCCAAAUUAAGAAAAAAACUCUAAAUCCAGAAUUUAACGAGGUAUUCCUGCAUUCUAUUACUGAAUUGAAAAUGUUAGCAAAAAUAAAUCUGAAUUGCCCAAAUUAGGUAAACCUAGCUGCUAUGGAUAUAAUCAUCUCCUCCAAACUGGCUCUGGUCACAGGUUGGAUAUUUUAUCCCUCAUUUUGCUAUUCAGAUUUAAUUUGCUAAUAAAACCUGUAUGUCAUUAUUACAUGUAAUGCAGAAUCACAAGUAAGUUUAUAGUGUGUUGGAGUGAUAUUAUUCGGAAAAUAUUUAUGAUUGCUAAUAUUUAUGAUUGCUGUAGAAAUAUUCUAUUUGUAGUGCAAUAUUUAAUUAUUCAUUUAGUUAAGUUUCAGUUUGCAGAUCAUAAUUGUUCUAAAUAAUCAAUUGCAUUUAUUAUUUAAUAUGAUCCUAUAACUAUACUAGGAAAAACACAUUUAUUAUUUCCAUAUUUUAUAAUUACAAUAUGAUUUGGAAUAGUGCACAAGUCACACUUUUGCAUUUCUUUAUUAUAUUUGCUUAAACAUCCAUGUAUGAUACUUAAGAGGACGCUAGAUGUCAUAACCACUACAGCUUACUUUAUUGCCUCUAUGACAGAGUCUAUGGGUAAAGCCCCUAAUGUAUUUCUUAUUUUUGCCAACAAAAAUAUUUUCGAGUGGUUUGAAAACAACCUAGGGAUCUGCAGGCUCCCAAAGCUCUGAAGCCCACCUAUGACUCUCCAUAUAAUGCUUUCUAACCUUCCAAGACAAUGAUGGACUAGGAGUGUUGGGCUAAGCAGCAUAGGAUGGAUAAUAUUUCCUUAAAGUAGUCAUUUAAAGGACCACUAUAGUGCCAGGAAAACAUACUCGUUUUCCUGGCACUAUAGUGCCCUGAGGGUGCCCCCACCCUCAGGGACCCCCUCCCGCCCGGCUCUGGAAGGGGAAAGGGGUUAAAACUUACCUUUUUCCAGCGCUGGGCGGAGAGUUCUCUGCCUCCUCUCCUCCUCCGUUACGCCCCGCCGGCUGAAUGCGCACGCGCGGCAAGAGCUGCGCGCGCAUUCAGCCGGUCUCAUAGGAAAGCAUUUACAAUGCUUUCCUAUGGACGCUGGCGUGCUCUCACUGUGAAAAUCACAGUGAGAAGCACGCAAGCGCCUCUAGUGGCUGUCAAUGAGACAGCCACUAGAGGAAUAGGGGGAAGGCUUAACCCAUUAAUAAACAUAGCAGUUUCUCUGAAACUGCUAUGUUUAUUAAAAAAUGGGUUAACCCUAGCUGGACCAGGCACCCAGACCACUUCAUUAAGCUGAAGUGGUCUGGGUGCCUAGAGUGGUCCUUUAAAGGUUUCUGGUGCUGUUGAAGCUGGACUUGUACAUGUUUCUGUGCUUUGGCCUUGAUUAUACCAGGGGACUUAGCUAAAAUAUGAUAUAUGCUUUAGAAUUUUUUUCUGAAUAUAAAUAUCAGUGGAAAAAGGUAAUUGCACCAGGUCAGAUAGUUGCACCAUCAUUUACUCCUCUCUGAAAAACUAUAGUUUAACCAAAACUCCAACACGGACUUGUUUGAUUGUUUUAAUGAUACUAUUUUUUUUUUCUUUGCUAAGGAAUUCUUCUAUGAAAUAAAACACAGCGAUCUGGCUAAAAAACAGCUGGAUAUAUCAGUAUGGGACUAUGACAUUGGGAAAUCGAAUGACUAUAUUGGUAAGUUAAACUGUGCUGGCAUUUUAAGGUUAAAACAUAAUCAAUAUAAAAAGAAUGAGAGUGAGAACAACACAGUGGCUAAAGUUACCAAAUAAAAUUGCCCAUUCAUAAAACACACAGGAACAGAAAUCUCCUAUAAUAUAAAAGUAAGAGAACAUCAUAGUGUAGUGUGCAAAGUAAUCAAUUUGGACAUAUCCCAAAUGGGAAACUCACACUUUAUUUUCAGGUUUAAGAGGGAUGGAGCACCCAGUAAUCUGCCUUAUGAGCUCUCUCACCCCAGAAGAUCAAAAGAGGGGGACAGAACCAUUUCAUGUGCAAAAAUACCUGAAGACAACCGAAAGAGUGUAGUAUCAUCUUGGCAUAUAUUUUGUAAUAUUAUCAAAUCUAGUUUCACUCCUGGUUAUAGAGAGAUAAGUUACCAUUAUGGACCAUCCUUUAGUAAAGAAAGAUGAACCUUUUGAAGUAAUUUAUACAGAGCAGAAAUCAAUUUACCCUUUGAAGAAGUUAGGUAUGCAAGGGGUAAGUCUUCUAGUCCCCCAGAAUAAUUUGGUUUGCAUAGAACAAAAUGCUUCAUUUAUUCAUACCUAAGUCUAUGUAGAGGUCUGACAAAGAGAUAAAGAAGCCCUCUGUUAAUAAUCAGUUGAAAGGUAUGUAACUGCCCUCUGUUGUUUCCAAAUUAUGUAAACCAUGGAAUCCAGGGAUACAUUGUGGAUAUGUUCUCGAAAGAGAUAAGACUGGAAUGAUUGUGGCAUGUUAUUGGGAAAAUAACAAUGUCUGUGGAACUAAAGUGGAGAUCAGAAGUAGUAAUUGGAAGGAAUUUUCCGUUUUAGUAGAGGAAAGAUCCGACCUCUUAACAGUAGUGAGUAUGAUAAUAAUCUGGGGUGACAUUAAGCCCAAAUAAAAUGUAUUAAAGCUGACAGAAGCGAGGAUGAAACAAUAUCUAGAGACUGUAGCGAGUAGAGCAUUUUCUUUGUUUUAUGUUUAAGCACAUAUACAUUAAUGUAAAAUAGUAUUUGAAAGCAAAUCAUUGCUAUUUAAAAAUAAAAUAAAAACUCACAUCUAUUUUUAUCUGUGUGUUCUAUGAUCGGUGUGUUCUAUGAUCGGUGUGUUCUAUGAUCUUAGUGUUCUAUGAUAAGUGGAUCAGGUCAUACCAGACAAAAUGUUUGUUGAUAGGAGCCCUCAAUCUAAUUAACAUCUUUUUCGAAUAUUUAGUUUGGAUGUCUUCUCUUGACCCAUUAACCUUUGCACAAAACCAUGUAAAAUCAAAAUGAUAAAAUAAACUCUAGCUGGAAUUCUCAGCAAACAGAGUGCAUAACUAAACUAAAAAUGAAAUACAUGAUUUAGGUAAUGAAUUGGGUUACUUUGAGUAUAGUUAAUGAAUUUAUGAACGUAUUACUGUUAUCUAUCCUGAGACGCAAUUUCCAUUGUUACCUAGCCUAAGCAUAUAUUUUUUCUUUAGGUGGAUGUCAGUUGGGCAUCACAGCCAAAGGCGAACGUUUGAAACACUGGUAUGAAUGCCUGAAGAACAAAGAUAAGAAAAUUGAACGCUGGCAUGUUCUACAAAAUGAAAAUCAUGUAUCAAGUGAUUAGACUACAGCUGCCAUGCGCCACCAUCACACCUGUUAUGUACCAAUUCACUGUUAACUUUUUAUGUCUUGUCUUCCAAAGUGUUCACACUUUUAGCUGUAAUAUUAGCUAUAGAAUUAUAAAAAAAAAAAAACAACAAACACAUAGUAUUUGCUCUUAGAACCUUCUUUAUCAAAUAGAAAAAUAAGUAUUUGUUUACAUAGGGAUAGGCAUAUGCUUGCACUCUGGCUCCGUGUCUGGCUUAGCACCAUGGGAAGUAUAGUCCAUAGUAACAGGAGUGCCAGAUGCUGUCCUAUGCCUGUGUGUAGGCCCUAAGCAAAACGCUGACUCAAGAAAUGAUUUAAUUAAUCUUGUGUUUGUUACUUAUGCCCGUGUGUGUCCAUGUUUCUCAGUGUUCUUACAAAAGCACCCGUGAACAACGCCUCUUCAUAUUAUUUCAAAAUAGUUACAGCAUACUGGCUAGUAAAGAACAGAAAUAUAUAUAUAUAUAUACAUUUAUUAUUUUUUAUUUAUUAAAAUGAAUCCUUUAUUAAGGCACAAAGUCUUUUUGUAUAGUGGUAAUAUUAUAUAAAAACAUUAAACUAAAUAUAGUCUUAGGACAAAAUAGUCUACCAAGUGCAGGUCUAUGCCUGUAUGGCAGUCUUCAUAUGCUGAUAUUUGAAAUGUCUGAGCACAAAACAUUGUAAUGUGAAUUAUUUCAAAACCAUUGAGAGUGAAUUCUCUCAUUUUGGUCAUGCUGAAAAACACUUUGGUAAUUAAUGACCAAUCUGUUUGACGAUGGCUGAAAUGGUUUUGUUUUAAUUUACCUUAUAGCCUACUAUAAAACAGGCACUUUGAGGGCUCGUUAAGAUGCACAAAUCCUCACUCGAAGUUUUUAUACAAAUUGGUCUAAAUUGAAAAUAUCAUAGGGAGCCAUUUUGUGACGGAACCAUUUUGUACCGUAACUUUUUGCUAAGAAGCAUGAACUGCAACUUUUUGCAGGUUAAAGCUGCUUGGCAUACAAAAUAAAAACCCAUUAUAAGAUGGUUUGCAUUGACCAAUAAUGCUAACGUAUAAUGGAGUUUCUUACAAUGGUUUUUGGUGCAAUCUGGCAGUGCAUUUGUUUUGAAAAUGUAACAAUUCAUACGGUUUGAAUAUGACGAAAAAAAAUAAAUCAUAUAACAUUAUAUAUUACCCUAAACAUAAUCUUAUGUACAUUUUUAGAUAUACCUUUAGUUUUGUAUAUGGUACAUUGUUUCAAGCACAAGGGAGAUCAGCAAAACAAAUACAACUUAAGCAGUUUUUUCACACUUAGAACUUUAAUCACACAAAGUCAGGUUUUAGAUACCUAUCUAAAAAUGUGUAGCAGCUUCUGCCACCAAUAGUUUUGAUGUAUAUAGAUGUACUAUUCUUAUACAUGUGUAUAGAAAUAAUGAUGCUGGGAGCAGACAUUUUGUUUUUUUUCAGACUACAAAUAAGCUCACAUGAUAUAUACACAUAUAAAAAGAAACAAUAUUUUAGACCAGGCAUUGGCAACCUUCGGCACUCCAGAUGUUUUGGACUACACCUCCCAUGAUGCUUUGGCAGCAUUAUGGGUGUAAGAGCAUUAUGGGGGAUGUAGUCCACAACAUCUGGAGUGCUGAAGAUUGCCUAUCCCUGUAUUAGACCUGAUUUAUUCCAUACAUUACCUUACAAAACCUGAUUACCAUGCAGUCUACUGAAAACCAAUAUGGCUGCAUUGUUGCCCUAUAUUUCAGGAGGAACAAUGGGGAAAAAUACUAAUUAUUUUUAAGGGAGAAUAAAUCCAUUUAUAUUUAAUAUUUUUUCUUUGACUAUCGUUCACAAGGUAAAGCCUUAAUUUAAUUUACUGGACUCACUAAAAUAUAUUUAUAAAAUGCUAGUUUAGGUCGGCAAGUGAUAAAACAUAUUAAUUAAAGUAUGUGCUCCUAUUUAUAUGUCCCUAGAAAAAACAUCUAUGUGCCAAAAAUGACUUCACAAUGGGUUCCAGUAAUUCAAUCUAUAACUGUAUAUCAGUACUUUCACAUUAAGGUUAUUGAAAUUUACUGUGAGAAUGUAAAUAUAGACAUAAAAACAGGACUUAAUUAUUUCAACAGCUAUUAAGGGUCUCAUUAACCUGAAAUGUAGUUUGCAGUGUCACCAAAAUGAAAAUAAAAAGGAAAAGACCAGCCCCAUUACUAUUUUGUUAAUAAUGUCAUGUAUUCAUUUUUAGUCAAUUAACAAUUACAUGUAAGUAGAUUGACUUAUAGAAUCAUUGAGUGAAAUAGAUUGCUUGAGUCAAAUAGACCAUUAUACUCCACCAUUGCCAAAAUGGAGCAGUGGCCUGGCCUAGCACAAUGUAAACUGUAGUCCACAGAAUGUUAAGCGUGAGACAUUGUCUGAGUCAAUGGAUAUUCUAAACCAGGAUUUAAAUUAAAAUACUUAAUAAUGUGUGUUUUUAGUUGACAUAUCAUUUUGCACGUCACAUGCAUUUUAUUCAACUCUGUUAACACUUGUACACUCUCUUUACGUAUAUAUUUAUAUAUAAAAGUUACAUCAGAAAAUGUAUCUUGCAGCAUACAGAGUAUCCAGUGCAAAGUUUCAUAGUCAGUACUUAUGUGCUACUAUAAGACAAUCCUCAAUAAAACAAGAGUCUGUAAACUCUACUGUUGGAGGUGGCUUCACCUGGAUUGUUUAGAAAUGUUUUGAAUCACAUCUGAUUAGUGCAUUCCCUUUAAAAGUGAAACAAUUCCUGUGUUACCCAACAAACCCCACCACCAGGUCCUGCCUGACAGCAGGUUACUAGGUUGACAAAAAAAAUCCCCCCUUUGCCCCAAACAAAAAAAGCCUUAACAUUGGGCCUGAAACUUAAUUAUAUUUCUAUAGACAGGUAGGAAUGCUCAAUCAUUUGUAUUCUUCAUGUUUUAUUAACAUAUGUAUGUAAAUAUCACCAUUGUGUACUGAAAUCUGUUUUUCAUUCCAUUAACUUAGAUUUGGCAUUUUAUGUGACCUUAAUGUGUGUUCCAUUUUUGUUUCUGUGACUUUAAACAUGGUGCCGUGGUCUAGCCUGCUGUUGACUACGAAGCUUCUCAAAUCUGCAUGGAGCUUUCACUGUCUUGACUUAUAAAGAGUUCUGUACUUUGGACAAAAUAUAUCCGUCAGCUUAUUAUAUACACUAAUUACCUGGGCUGAAACUGCUGCUUUUUGGUAGCCAAAAAACGAACAACGCUCAGUAGGAUAAUCUCCGUACUAUAUCAACUGCAACUUGUGCAUGCCCUUAAACUACUUCUAAAUCGUGCUACUUGUCCUUGUGUAGUAUGACUUAAUUUGGUGUAUUUGUUACUUAAGGUAAAUAAUAACCUUUGUCAGUAACAGGUAGCAUACAUUUCUUCUGACUUCUAAGUGCAAAUUGCUCAUCUGUAUUGUCUGGAGGCUUCAGACGCAGGUUAGCUGACAGCAGAACAUUUUAUUCUUGGACUUUUCUAUUCAUCAUUUUUGUUCUAGCUACAGAAACAAGAUGUGACGUAGGCCUUUAAGAUAUCCUGUGUGAUUUUUGAAGAUGCAUUUUUCAUGUAAAGCUCUUGUUGAAGUAAUGAAAUGUUGUAACAUGGAUAAGGGUAUACUAACUGAUAUAGUUUUUGUAAAAGCAUUUAGAAGAUAAUCUUCACUUAAUGAAAACAAGUUGUAUCCAGAUGUGCUAUGUUUGAAGUUCUUGUGUUCUAAGAAUAUGUAAAUGUGAUCCAGGAGAAAAUGAAACCCAUGCAGUCUUUAAUAUGCAGUGUAAAUUAUAAUACUCUUUGUCUGCAGCUGAGCGGAUAUGUAUUUCUAUUAGACAAGGCUGAAAUAUUAACUAUUUGAACACUGGAAGGGUAUUGUAAUGGCUUAUCACCCUUCUGGCUAUUAAGGAGUAUAGAGGAAAACGAUUAUUUACUUUUUGGUUCAAGAGCUUUUUUUUUUUUAACUGAGAAAAAAAAAUUACAACACAUCAGUCUGAGCAGGCUAACAUUGGCCAGUUUUUUGCAGAUUGCCUUAUGCAUGGGUAGAUGCCAAGAUGACUACUGAUAUAACUAGUGAUAGUUAGAAAGAACCGUAUAAGAAGAAAAUAUUUCUUGUUUCAUAUAUAUGCUCUUUCUUGUAUUAUUUUAAACAAAUAGAUUUAUAUUUGUAAAUUGGUGUGUGUACAUGUGUUUUACAUGCAUGUAUAUACCUAAAUAUACCAUUACACACUUAUUGAUAUAUUUGCUUACAUUACCAAUAGCAGAGCUCAUACUUUUGACACUUUAAGGGACACUAUAGUCACCAGAACCACUACAGCUUAAUGUAGUGAUUCUCAUGUGUAUAGCAUGUCCCUGCAUGCUUUUCAAUGUAAAUGCUAUUACAUUGAUACCUAGUAACAUCUCUAGUGCGAUCACUGAGACAGCCACUAGAGGUGAUUCCUAUUUCAGUGCUGCAUUGUGUGCAGCACCUACAUUCAACUUCCUCACGCUCUGCAUGGAGACACUGAACACUCCACAGAGAGAUGUGUUGAGUCAAUGCAUCUCUAUGAGGAGAUGCUAAUUAGCACAGCACGGCUUUUUGCUGUGCAUGUGCAAUAGCCUUCCAAGAAUUGGACUGGCUGAGAUCACUAAGGCUGAUAAACUCAGAUGUGGAGGUGGUCCAGCCGCUGCGAAACUGGCAUAGGCAAUGAGGAAAAGCUGAGUAAAACAACCUUUUUACUCCACUCCGAGGUGGGCCAGGCACCUAAAUACCUAGGCCAACACUAUAGUGUUAGAAAUACAUGUCUAUAUUCCUAACACUGUAGUGCUCCUUUAAAUAAAUGACACAGGAGAAAAUGGGCAAUGUUGACAAACUACAUCCUGUAGCUGGAAGAGGAUUAUGGGAUUUUCCAAAUGUCAAGCAAGCUGCUCAUUACCCUUUUUUGCAGAAUCAUACAGUUCAAAAGUGUAUUUCACUAUGGGUAUGACACAUUAUUUUUCUCUAUGUUGAAAAUGGGAACAGUUUUUAUUUUGUUUGCACGGAAUACAUAUUCCCAGUUUGUUUCCGCAGACAUAGUGCUUAUAUUGCUGUUGGUUUAUGCUAGAGAGGAACAAUCAGAGAUGGUCUUUGCUUUAUUCUAUAACUAAUCCAUAUACUGGCAGCCAAAGUCUUGCCUGAGUAGCUUAUCAAGAUGUUUAUGGUGACUCUCAGCUGGCAGUGAAAGAUGUAUGUUGUCCUACUGUGGAACUAUCUCUAGACAAUCAGUAUUACCUAGCACAGCAAGCAUAACUUGGCCAUAGGACUUGUUUGCCAGACAAGCUGUAGAUAGGGUAGUUUUGCAUCUGUACUUUUCUCAAUUUGAUUUAGAAUUCCAUCAUCAAUUCCGUGAUCCGAGCAGAGCUUGUUCCCCUGUGUAAAUAAAGCAUGAACACGUAGACUGAGAUGGUGCAGAACAAUAUAUGCUGAUGCUUGCAUUCUCAAUAAGCAUGAUGUAAUUUUAAGACAAACUUGCCACAUGUCAGUUAAGAGACUGAUUGAACCCAGAAACUAGAAUAAUUCUGUCUUCCUCUGCAUGCAAAUAGCACACAUUGAUCUCCCUAUGUGAUGUGUCUAAUAAAGGAAAACACAACAAUAUACAA